Messenger RNA from Cinara cedri, 50836 nucleotides. Lineage: Eukaryota; Metazoa; Arthropoda; Insecta; Hemiptera; Aphididae. The record is from the annotation of a GenBank genome assembly.
CCGCAACUCCGCCAAGCACCGUCGCGGCUGCCCAAGAAGCGCGUUCUCCCGUGCCGCUCAUUCGUGUCGCACACGUUCACCCGUUGAUACGACGCGCGCCGCCACAGCACGAUGCGUUGUCCCGGCCAAGUGUCUACCGCCGCGGCGUGCCCGCACCGACGGAUCGUCUGCACCGCGGCCGUUCUACUCCUCUGCCUGACGUCCGGUAAGUCAUCUAUGGCGAUUCCAUCGCAACUAUAAACCGCGCUGUUGUAUUAUAAUAUUGGAAAACGUAUCCCGGAUGUAUACGUCGCACGCGUGAUAAAUUAUUGUAUCGCCGUUAAUCUGCAUUAUGUUUUAUUCAUAUAAUAAUAUUACAUAAGUGUAUGGGUAUUGUUAUUAUUAUGAUUUUUAUCAACGUUAUAUUAUUAUUAUUCGACACGAACGCCCUCCCCACCACCCACCCGCGUCUAACUUUUUUUUUUAAAGUGUAUGCAUAUUUAUGUAAAUAAUAAUAAUUUCUUUAAAAACCAACAACUGCAGCGGAGGGGCUUUUCAAAUAACGCAUUAUGUUCCGAAUACAAUAGCUGCAUUGAAGUAGGUAGAUAUUAAAAAGGGUAGGUGGUAUAUAUAGGUAGGCACCCUUUGAAAAUAAAAUUACACGCACUUGAAUUUACGAAAUUAAUAAACGCGAUAAACAAAAUUGUAAACGAAAAAGGGGCACGUUUUCGCUGACGUUUUUAUCGGAAAAUUAUAAUUUUUCCCGCAAUCUAACAAAUACAAUGGAUCUUUUUAACCGUUAUAAAGAAGUAAAAUAUUUUCUAUACUUUCGAUCAAAAUGUGUACACACGACCGUAUAUCAAUAAAAUUGUUAAAAACCAUUUAUCAACCACGAUCCACGAUUAUAUAUUUUAAUAUUAAUUGAUUUGAUAAUAUACCUUUAUAGUAUCACUUAUGACGCCUAACCAACCACUAAUCAUUCCUUUCAAGAAAAAAGCAAUCAAGUCAUAAAGUAGAAGAAGUGUCAAUUUUCAUUAAUUUUUUCUUACAAAUUCGUUUCCCUAAAUUUUUAGUCUAAAUAGUAUAAAGUGUAUACUAUAUAUAUAUAUAUAUUUUUAUAAUACAUAUUAUACAGAAAAUUAAAAUUUCUCAAGUCGUAUAAUCAUAUGAGAACGUCAUAUUUAGGUUGGACUAUUUAACAAUUUAAUAAUUUACAAUUAUGCCAUUACCUAUGUCAUUAAAAUAAUUUCAAAAUUUAAUUCGUUUUUAUUGAAAACUAUACAAAAUUUACUUACGCUCUUUUUCCGAAAGAAAUGGUUAAUGAAUAUUAUCAGGAACAUAAUAUAAUUUUAAAAUCAAUUUUUUUUUUUUUUUGUCCUUCAAUUCAAUUAUCUUUUAGUUCGUACAUAUUCGUAUAAAAACUAAAACAUUUUAGAAAAUUAUUAUACACCGCAAAAAGUAUGAAAAUUAUGUUGGAUCACAUGUAUCUCUAACAUAAUAUUAUUCACUUAUUGUGUUUUGCCAACACAUUGUCCACCAAUCUAUUCCUACCUAUUAUAAUGCACACAAAAUACCUAUAGCAAAGAAAAUUAUAACAAUGACGACACGGAUUUACCGGUAUAAAGUCACGCGCGUGUUCAGCUCACGCAAAAAUUAUUUUUUCUUUUUUAUUAGAAUUUCGGGUUUUGUUUUCUUAUCGAAUCGUUUUCACCUCUUCUCAUUGAAAAUUAGCAUCCGGAUAGAGACAAAACCCCGUGGUUUCCCCAUUCGUUCGGCCUAAUUAUUAUUAUAUCGUCGUUUUUUAUAUAGUUACGGUGAGAAAGACAAAACAACUGCGUUUAUAUACCUAGCGUGCAUAUCUAAACAAGAUUCUGUAUUAUAAUAUCAUAAUAAUUGAAUAAAUUGUAUCCGCUUAUAACAAGAAGAAAAGUUCAUUAGACUCAGGGCCAAAUUAAGCCCAAGUAAAGCCCUAGACAAUAGGCACAAAUUUAAUAACCUAUUAUAUUGUAAGGUCAUAAAAGAAAAAUGUUCACUUGUUUAACCUUCGAUAUUUUGUGUGUAAUGGAUAGAAAAAAAAUGCAUAAAUAUAUAAUUCAAUUCAAAUCAAACAAACCGUCUACCUUUUCAAAUUUUAAAUCAUCCCAUUUUUAGCUUUUUGUAUAUCAAAGUUAUUUAUAUCACUUAAAUCAAGUUUAAUAAUUAAUUAUCAAUUUUAAAUAAUAUUAAAACGCCCAAUCUCUCAUCUGAAAUAGUAAAACGCGUAUAUUUUGUUCUUCGAAGGAGGGGUAGGCUUACAUUGUGCAUAUUACUUUGUAAUAUAUUUAUAACUGGAUGUGAGCUUUAUGUUACUUAUAAUAAUCAACACCUGAAACUUUAGCUGUAAAAUUAUGUCAAAAGUGAUUUGAAUUUUAUGAUAUAAAAAUAUAUUACACUACCUAUUUAAAUAAUUUUAGUAUGGUUAAUUUUGGGACACUAUUGAAUAUAAUCAGACAAAAUUGCCUUAAGCACGCGCCUAGCACAACUAUACGUUAAUUUAGUAUCCACGCACAUUGAUUAAAACAAUACACUAAACAGAAUAUAAAAGAAUAACGAUGAUAAUGUGGUGCCGUUCGGUUAAUUAAUUCUCUAUAAAUACACUAUCCGUAUAACAUAUCGGUAGGAAGAAAUGAAAAAAUAAUAUUAAAAGACGAUAUUAUAAUACAAUAAGUACCUACCUAUUUUUCUAAUGAUCUUAAUAGAAAAAAAUAAAAAAACACAAACACAAAUAAGUAAGCCGAUAGAGGCAUUAAUUUUAUCCAAUCGUUCUAAAAUAAUGUUCACAGUACAAUAUAACCACGAAUAUGCUGACAAAACCAAAUGUAAUAGAAAUAACCAGUCGAUGUUUUGACCCUCUGUGUCUACAGGGAUAUUACCGAUGUCUUAUUUAACGAUUACUAAUUGUCCCGUUGUUCCUGCAGCUGCAGCAGACACUGCAAUCGCAAAUUUGUUUUUAUUUUCGUUAACACCGCGCGGAGGUCGUCGUGACUUAUUAUUGCCCGAAAUAUAAGUCGACAAUACGAUUUUACUUUUCCUACACAUUUGCGCCACCUUUCACUAUAAAACUACCAUCGUCAGCGCUAUACCAUAAUAAUAACAUAUUCGAAUAAUAUUGUAAUCAAAGUAUAAUAUUACCGACAUAUACCACAUGCCAGCGACACUCCCUCGCAUGCCCAGGUCACUCGAUUAAACCGAUCGAACUAUAUAUAUAUAUAUAUAAUAGACGCAUUAUAUUAUUGCCUGCAUACGUCAAAAUUGUAUACAACACUCAAAAACCUGUCGAUCCGCUUUGUAAAAUAUCCGUCACGAAGUCGCAUUGUAAAACCCAUAAAUAUAAUAAUGUAUCACAUUUAUAAUUAAUAAUUUAUUAUUUUAACAUUCCAUUAUAUAAGGUUGGUCGAAUAUACACGUCAGUCAACCGUGGUAUGCUAACAAUAUUAUUGAAACGGCUAUCGAGGAACUGGAGUUUACCGGCCUAAGAAAACACAACUAUGCGAAACUAAUACUCGCGAAAUAAAUAUAUAAUAUGCAAGACUCGGAUCAGUCAUAAUAGUUCACGUUUGCGUUAUUCAAAGGUGAUAAUAUAAGUCAAUGUGUCCCCCCCUAUUUGGGUGGUCGGUAACCUAUUACAAACUAUAUCGUACAUCGAAAAUUUAAUAUUCGGUUAAAAAAUUCCUAACGGAAAUAUAAUUCAUUAUAAUAUAAGUAAGUACAUUAUCUAGUGACGUGAAUGGAUAUCCAAUGAAACAGCUACAGCAUGACCGAAUCAGGUGGGUGGGUGGCUGCUGUAUGAGUAAAACUUAUUGAUCGGAUUUUUUCUUCUAAUCUCCAGUCGUUUGAUUGGUUUGCUGCAGUUCACCGUGCGACUCUAGCAUAACUCAACUCCUUUAAAUCCGCAUAACUUUCUUAUUAGUGUCCAUUGCGGUUUAUCUCAUGUACUCAUCGUCGGUCUUUCUCUUCCAAUAUGACCUUUUACGUCACCUUAUGUGACGCGUGUCGUUAAGCUAUCGUAACGCAGUAGACGCCCUGUCAUUUUAACCCGUCUGACGUAUACAGGUACAAUGCCGAAAUUCUCGGUUUUUCCUUAUUCCGGUCAAUACUUCCAAUUAUAAUUAUUAUUUCUAUCGAUUCAAAUCUUGAGCGUUGUCGUUCAAAAUCCGCCGGUUUUUUAUUGACUCGCCUGCAACGCGAUAGUGCAAAUUUCGCAGCCACGCAGAGCCAUCGUACUCCAAGCGCAUACGAUUUCGGGAACUUGCGUAUUAUGAUUCAUGAGUGGGCGAAUACGAUUUUACGCGCGUUCGUAUCAUUGGACGGGACCGUGGUUUCGUGAUUUACAAGUAAAUUACGCGCGAUGGAGAUGUCGCAGGUACGUAGGCACCUAUCGUCACGCGCAAUCAUCGCGAACAUAAUGAUAUACAGAGUAAUAUAAUAUUGGCGUGCGCCUAUACGCCGUACUUAAAUCAUAUUAUAAUAUAACGUCAAAACCACGACAAUUUACGACUAUUGAAGACGAGUUCCGGAGCUGCACAUAAUACGCCCACGCUAUACAUAAUAUUAUGUGUAUGCGUGUAUAUAUAUAUAUUGUAGUUUAUAAUAUUAUUUAAUAUAUAAUAUAUUAUUGGCAAAUUAAGACGGUACACUCGCUCGAGUGACGCCUGUAUAUCAUAUGCGAGUAUAAUAUCUGCGUAUGCGUACGUUAUAAGAACGGCAGUGAGGAAUGGAUAUUUCGAGAGACAGCGACUUAUCCCCCGGUGUAACUAAUUGCUCCGAUGCGUUCGCGCCACUGCCGCGCCACGUUGCGCACGCGGUAUAAUUAAAUAGACGAGCGUUGCGCGCUACCAGCGAAAACUAUAUAAAUUAAUAUACCGCCAACACGCGCCACCGACAGAGGUUUUGUUCGGCGUUCACAAAACUUUACUGCACACGUAUCACGGUUUUUUUUUUUUUUUUGUUUUUUGUCUAUCUAUUCGCUAUAUAGAAUACAGAUACACACACUCAAUACAUUAUACCGUGUAUAAUAUUAUUACCAUAUACCGGUAUGUAAAUAUUAUGGGUCACGUGGUUAAUUUUUAUUCGCGAACGAGACAUUUACGAUUAGGUCGAACAUACUCGACAUGUAAUAUUAUUAUUAUUAUUAUUAUUAUAGUUUCCGUUUCACUGACAAAAAAAUCUUACUGAAUUUCUUUAUCGUCUUUAUAGCUUAAUCGAAAAAAUUACAUAAAAUCGAGUAAAAUAAAAUCAUUGGAUAUACUGAGAAAAAAAACCAUUGGUAAUAUCAACAAGAUUAUCUCGUUAGCUGUUAACAUCUCUACCUCGCUUAUGUUAUUGUCAAAAGAACAAUGAUAUAUCUAUUCAAUUAAUAAUUAUAUUUCCAAAUUAAAUUUUUAAAUUAAUAAAAUGUAAUUAGGCGUCUGUGUUGUUUCGGUAUUGUUGUCAGAAAAUUGGCACGGUCGUUAAAAAUCGGGGUUUCCUUAAAUAACGCUCAACGGACGGUUUAGUUUUUUUUUUUUGUUCAUCGUCAAUAAAUUUGUCUGACAUCAGAUACCGAUUUUGCUAAGCAUGGCACUGCUGCAAAUGAUAUUAUCGCCUACAAAACCUUAUUGUUACUUAUUGCUAUUAUUUUUGAUAAUGCUCUGGGAACUUAUCUUAAAUCUAAUCUGUAACAACAAUGACAAUAACGAUGAUUAAAGAUAUUAUAUAAAUUUCAUAUGACCUAGUGCAAUUGCAAGCAUUUUUACAGAGUAUUGUAUUAUAUAAGGUGAAAUUAUUAAUUUUAUUAGUACCUAUAUAAACUAUUCAAAUAUUGAACAACUGAAAAUAUUGUAGGUAUAUUAUGAAUUUAUAUUUAAUUUAAUUUUGCACACGUUCUUUGAAUCAUCGAAAAUAAAAUAUUUUAUAGAAAGUACAAAUAUUCCACCUUUUUCCCAAUUUUUUUUUUUCAAAACACAAUAGACCGUACCAAUAUUCCGUUUACUAUUUCGAUAUAAUAUCUAAUUUUUCUUAGAGAACAAAAAUUAAUGUAUUGUCACUGUGAUAAUAUAUUGUUAAAAUAUCCCAUCAGAAACUCUGCAGUCUUCAUAUUUGUUUAUCAAUGUAUAAUAUAUAAAAUAUAAUUUAUAACAAAAUUAAAAUGCUUUAAAAUUUAAAAGUUUAUAAUUAUAGACUAUAGGCAUUAUAUAGUGUAGUACUAGUUCUGUAAAGUAUCCUAGAGUAUUUCUACGUACAUAAUUUUGUACUGAUUUUUAAUUUUAAAUAACAAAUCCAGAAGCUUUUUACGAAUUGAAUAAAGCAAAAUUAAUUCUUACACCCAGUUUCGGUAUCCUGCUAGCUUUUUUUUAUUCAUAAAUUACUACAUUGUCACGAGCAAAAGGUCAUUUUCAUUUAUUUAAAACAUUAUUAAUUAAAAUAUGAUUAGUAAUGAUAUUCGAAACAUAAUAUAACUCCGAUAUGUACACCGUUUAAUUAUUAAUUCUGAUCACCAUCAUCUUUUAUUGUAAUAUAUGAAUCAUAUUAAUGAUUAUCAAUAAUCAUAUUUAAAUAAAUUGUAAAUGAAGUCUGAAAACGAAAUCUACAACAUUUAAAAUUACGGUGCACGUAUAAUUGUAUAAUGAGCUAGUGGCAUAUUUACCGGAGGUGGAUUCGAAUAAUAGAUUUCCCACGACUUUUUUUCUUACUAUUUUACCUCCUCGGAAAUAUAUUACGGUCAUAGAUGUAGUAACGCACCAGAGAUAUUUUCGGAAGCAGAUGUUUUACUUAUAAUGAUUUAACAAUUUAAUAUAAUAUAAAAUACAAAUAAUAAUCUCGAGUCUUGACUCAGGAUUAUAAUAUGCAUUCGAUAUUUGUGACACAGUAUUUAAUCCAAAUAUACAUAGCAUAAGCUUCUAAAAAUAUUUUGUGCUUUACCAGUAUCAACCGCUACUUUUGAAAGUUGUGAGCGGAUUAAAUCAAAUCCUAGAAAAAGUAUGACAGUUGUAAAUACUUAAUAUUUUUUCCUAUUUACGAUUGAGGUAUGUGUAACUGUAAUAGAUUAUUAUAUAUUCUUAUUAUUAGAUCAGACUAAAUCCGGGUCGACCUUAUUGCAGACAUGUCACCGAUCACUCAUACAUUUAUAAUAAUACCAGAUGAAGUCAUUGAUGAGCUAAGUCUCAAAAAUAGAAAAUUUGAUUUUGCGUUAUGGAUUAUGUAAAAUAUUAUAAUUAUCAAUUAAACUGUAUAUAUUACAUAUAUAUAUAUAUAUAUAUAUAUAUAUAUAUACAUACAAUAAUAUAAUAAAGAAAAUAAUGUUUUAACGUAACAUAUAUUAUUACAUAUUUAUGAUUUUGAUGACGUAUUUUUUAAUAUUUACGAUGUGAAUAAGUUGUUAUAACUUAAGAAAACUUGAGGGGGGCUGAGGAGCCGGAGUCCCUCUUCCUCGAAAUAUUGACCUCCGUACGACUACGUAUAUUUUCCCGUCCAAGACAAAAUCCUACAAAAUACUCCACUGCAAUGAACUUAUUACCGUAACGAAAUCGAUACAACCAUAUAGGUACCUAGUAAAAGACUGGUCGGUUGAUUUCCCCGAUAAUUGCAUAGGUAUACACGGUAUAGAAUAUAUAAUACUAAUAAUCUUCUAUACGUGUUUUCGCUCGGAUUAAAAAACAGUUAAAAAUUAACGAGAACGAGGAAGUACCCAUUAUAAGUUAUUUACGCGCAUCGUGAUUUAAAUAUUACUGUAUUGUAUUUAUUCGCAAUAUUAUUGUAUAUUAUAUUUACAUUAUAUUAUGAUAUACGAGUGUAUUAUGCAGUAAAAAACCGCCACUGUCGCCGCCGGACAGUCGGACGGACGGACAACAACGACGUCCGUGCGCGCGUGUAUGUACCGCGUACGUGUACGCGAAUACACAAUUAUACGGGAGGGGGGGGGGGGUUGUUCGUUUUUUGCCGGUUUUUUUUUUUUUUUUUUUUUUUUUUUAUAAAUCGUAUUUUUCUUUAUUGCGCGACGGCCGGUUUUCCGGUAGCACACUCGCGCGCGCGAUUCGGCGGAUGAUUUAUCAGUAGUCGGUCCAGUUAUUAAUUACCAUCGGACACUACGGCCCGGGCACCGAACCGCUUUUGACCGCAAAACACGGCCCGUCUUGCCGAAACCAAAAUAAAUUAGUCAAACCCCAGAGCAAUCCGAACGCCGCCGCCGCCGCCGCCGUCGAUACCACCGCCCGGAACACGCGAACGCGGGCCCGUUUUGCGUAAAAUGUAUAACUGGCACGCGCACACACACGCGCGCAUACGCAUACACACACGCGCACACGCACACACAUACACACACGCGCACGCGCACACGCGCACAUUGUAUAUUAAUAAUAAUAAAUACUCUACGCGCGCAAUAGUAGUAAUAAUAAUAAUAAUAAUAAUAAUACGGAAAACGUAAAUAUUUUUGUUUAACCGAAGAGAUAACUGUGCGCCGCGAACUCGCUCGGUGAGGAGAAGGGAAACGCGGACAACGUCGGCGUAUUCACGCAGCACACGGAGUGUGCGAGAGCUCCGCGUUUCACGUGUCCGCGUGAAACCGACAUUCGAAUCGGUAAAAACCGCGUGCUUAAAAAAAAAUCCGUGUACACGUGCACGGGUUAUACUCGCGUUAUUCGAACGGUAGUGUUCUCACUGCUCGGUAACACCAAAACGCGAAAUUGAAUUUUAGUACAGAUUCCGAAAGCUAAACAUUUUCCAACUAACAGUAGGUAAUGACGCAGAUAAAACAUUAUUUAAUGUGACUCGGGACAAAUUACGACUACCUACUCGAAACCCGUUUUAUAUGUUAUUAAAUUUAUGAUUAGAUAUCUGUCAAAAAUAGUAAUUUUCUAAAUAGCCAUAGCUUAUUGCAACAGUGCAAUUACCGCAAAAAUAUGAAUACGGAUAAAGCGCAGGACUUUAAAACAAAACGAAUACAUUAUUUACAGAAAAUGCUUACAACACUAUAGCAACAAAAAUUGUCACCAUGACAAGUUUUCUGAAUAUAUUAUUAAGAAAUGUAUUGAUUUUUACAUACACACGUAUACAGGUUUUACAUAAAUUUUUUAUUACGAAGUAGCUACUUUUUCAGUUAAUGAUUUUUAUAAGUUUUAUAAUACAACUCCGUUUUUUUUUUAAAUAAAAUAUAUAAAAUUCCUAAUACUAAUUUUUACUUCAAUCAUUUUUUUUUUUAUUAUUAUAAUUUGUUUUUUAAUAUAGGUGUUAUACCAAUGUGUUUAAAAGGCACUAUUUAAUAGUUAAAAUAUCUUAAUUUUCCUUCGAUGAAUAUUUUUCUAGACAAUUCGGUUUAUAAAUGAACCAACGAUAUAACCAAGAAUUUAAUAUUUAUUAUAAUAUAUCACAGUAUUAUAAUUUAUAAAAUGAAUUCGUGAUGGGUGAAAUUAAUGAUAUGGGUUGUUCAACGUAAACCCUAAAGUUCACAAUAUUAUUAUAAUUUUUAAUAUUACAAAAUUAGGCCUACAACAAAUGGACUUUAACGACUCAAGUCAAAUAACUAGGCAUGUAUGACGCUAAAGUUAUUAUAAUAUUAUUGUUUUAGCUAACAACAGAAUUAUAUUGAUCAUAUUAUUAUACUUUAUACUUAUUAGUUAUAAUACGUAUAGGGAUUUUAUUAACUUUAACCAACUGUACAAAGUAAAUAUUAAUAUAAUAUUAGAGUACAUUUCAAAUAAAAUUGUAUAUACUCAUAAUAUCCCUAAUAAUAAAAUAGUAGGUAAUUCUUUUCUUUUAGUAUCUAUAAAACUAUGACAUAAUUUACUAUACUUCCUAUUGAUAAUACUAACUUUCUCGCAAUUCAAAAACAUAACUAUAAAAAUACAAGCAUCUUAAGGUUUAAGUUAAAAACGAAUAGAAAUAUUAAAAUAAUAUAACAAUAAUAUUAUCACUGUCAAAUUUACAUUAAGGAGUAAUAACUUCGACACGAAUCACAAUAUCGAGACACAAUAUCUGUCUUGAUAUAUUUUUAAAGUUAAAUAGGUUUUCUUUACUAUUUAUAUUAUCUCUGUGUUAUAGCAAAUAUUAUAGAAUAUUAAACCAUGAUUUUUCGAUAAUAAUUUAUUGUUAACUGUUAUUAUAACUAGAUACUUUAAAAAAAAAAAACUUGUUUUGAACUUUUGAACAGUAUACAAUUUCAUGUUCAUAAUAACUAAAAAAUAUCUCUGAAUUUAAAAAAAAAAUUAUAUCUUGAAAUAACAGCAUAACAUAGUAUUGCAUCCACUUUGAAUAUACAUUUAUUAUUGCAUAAAAAUAUUUGUCCAACAGAAUAAAUUGUAUUUUAAAAAAAAUUGAUUUUUAUUAGGUACGAUUCGAGUUUUUAUAAAAUAAAAAACCUUGACAAAACAAAAAAGCAUUUGUUGUAUAAUAAUGUGCUUUAUACCAAUAGGAAUUGUUGUUAGCUUUGAAAGUAUACGACCGUAUUCGAAAUAAACUAUAUAAAUACGAGUUUGCAUCGAUUAAAUACUUUUACCCCUAUGGGUAAAAUUCAUUGCAUAUUACAUCAAAUAUAAAUACAUUUUUAAACGAAUUAAAAUAAUUAUCAUAGAUAUUAAUAUACAAGUUGUUAUAGCUAUAGUUAUAUCUGUAAUAACUAAGGAACGGAUUUUUUAAAUAAUUACUAUGCAAAUAAAUCAAUAUUAUUUUUUGAAUUAACUGGCAGGUACUAAUUUAAUUUUACAUAAUAUGUCAGACCCAGAUCCGACGCUAUCAAAAAUCGAUGAAGGGAUGUGAUUAAAAAUUGUGCAAAUCCAAAUAUCGAAUAUUCUAACUUACAAAAAUAUAUUCACUCAUUACAAUAAUACCUAAUACCUAUUAUUAUGAUGAUAACCUGUAACAAUAAUUGUAGUAUGAUAAAAUAAAAGACAAAAUUUAAAUUGAAUUAAGAAAUUAUUAUUUUUGUCGACUAUAUAGAAAUAAAUUAUCGUUAAAUAUUAUUACCGACCCAGUAUAGUCCACAAGCACCGACAUAUUUUCAGCCCUGUACAGACGACCUAACUAAUUUUUGUAAAUUUCCCAAACAAAAUAUUUAAUUUGAACUCUAAAACUAACACAUUCCGAAGAAUAUUCUAAUAUUCUUCGAAAAUAUCAAGGGAUUGCAUCGUGGGAUUCAUUAUUAAUUACUUCAAAAGUUUUAAUUUCUGAGCACAUAUUUACUGCAUAUUACAAUAAAAAUACUUUUUAAGAAGUAAAAACCAUUAUAAAAGUUCCUAAGUUCCUUCGUCCCGUUCAGGGUCUUCGUAGUAUAUUAUUAUUUAUUUUUAAUGCAUACCCUUUUAACAUUUUUCCCUUUAGUCGAGUGCGAAACAGGUAAUCGGCCAUUUUAAUCGACCGUAAUAUUCGUAGAAAUCUAUUUUGACCGUGUAGGUACUAGGUGAUUAUUAUUAUUUGGCUCUCCAUGACUCUAUACAAUCUAUGGCGUGUAAAGUCCGCCUAUAAUAAUAUCGUGUUGAAAGUGAGAACGAAAACACAAUCCGGAUUGGCUCGCCGCACAUAUUCAGUGAAAAAAAUGUUAAUGUAACAUGUAAUGUAUGUACGUAUAGACACAUAAUAUUAUUGUCCUUUGUCGGGGUUCUUACAGAACAGAUUUCGUAAUACGGGUUUGUAUUAUGAUAAUAUAAUUAUUAAGAGCACAAACACACACACACACACACACACACACAUAUAAUAUAUAUUAUUAUAGUAAACGAGAUAAUGAAAUAAUAAUAUUAUCGGAAAAAAACCGCUUUAUUUUUUUUUUCUCUAAUCACCCUCGCACUUUCGAAAUCAACGAGAGCAGCAGCUGCUGUCGCCGGACUGUUACGAUAUUGGUUUAUAACAGAAAAAAAAAAUAACGCACAAAAUAUCCGUUAGCCGUCGUCCUUGGGACGGUCAUCGUGGUGGACCACAAUAAAAACAUAUCAGCCAUACUUUCUUGAAAAUCAAAAAACUUUCGUUAUAAAACGACUCGGGAGAUUUUAGCUGCAUGUAAACCUAUGUAUAUAAAUAAUAAUAAUAAUAAGUCGAAACAAAGAAAUAGUUUAAGAAGUUAUCUAGCAAGCGUUAGGCGUAGGGAACAAAUUAUUACGUAUAAAACGCGAGCGAAUCGAUUAUCUCGAAUGAUUUCAGACAAUUUCCGUCGUGGAAACGCCGUCGUUUCAAGGACAUAUACAUGAGGAAGGAAGGAGGGAUAUAGGAGUUUGAUCCUGCAUCACCUUUUUCUUACAUUGUGUAAACCUACAUAAAAUUUCGUUUACAACAUUGAUAAAAGACGCUAUUAGUUCCUACAUUAUAUUAAAUAAUUAUGAUUAGGUUUGACCACAAUACUUUCUGAGUAAGUGUCAUAAAUUCUUACAGGCAUCUACUCAAAACUCCUUAGCUGAACUACAUAUUAAGUUAAACAAUGUGUAACAAAAGACAGAAUAUUAGUCUCUAACACAUUUUACGAAAAAAUCAGUCUUUAUUGUUGAUCCAGAUAAUCCUAUAAGGGAAGUUUACCGUCCCUCCCCAUUCCCUUUCAUUUCUCCUCAUGCAGUCUCUUUGAUCCCUUCCCAUUUCAAAAAUCACGUUUACGCCUCUGCAUAGUUUCAGCGUUUUAUUUUUAAUUUUCUGGCACCACUUAUGACCGCCAGUUUUUUUUUCUGUUUCUUCCAUAUAAAUGUGAUGUGUACCUACCACGGUUGAAUCCGUAUUGAUUGGUAUUUUACAAAGACAUGUUUACAUUCAAGACUUUUAAAACAUUUACACGCACAUUAAUGUCUCUAGCUUUAAUUGUAUUUUUUAAUUUUCAAAUAAAACGAUUCGAACUACGGGUCCAAAAUGCAACCCCUAACUGGUGCUGACACAGCAUUUUUGUCUAUAUUUUUGGUACGAACAUUUUUUUUUUUUUUUUACCAGCCACUAAUUAUUAUUAGUUGAAAUGGUUGUCACAGACAAGGAAAUACCCUUUUAAAAAAUAAAUUUAAACGGUUAACUGAGAGAAGAGAUGUAAACGGAGAAUCAAUGGAAAAUACGGUUUAAUUUUAUUUAAUUUUUAUUCAAUACUGUGCACAGACAAAGCCUUGUACUAUUAAUCUCGGCCAAUUAAGGAGGAGGGGAGAAACAUUAAAUGGAUAUAUAAUAAUCAAUUAGAUAAGAAAUAUCUAAUUCUCAAAGAAUUACACUAGUCUGAAUGGUUUAAAACAAACAAGAUUGGUCAAAUAAAAUAUGAAUGUUGCGCAGAGAGAAUGUGUUGAAUAUUAAAAGAAAUGUUAGAGGAGGCAAAAAGACGAAUCAAAUCGGCGCAUUUUGAAGAUAAUUUUGACAAUCAAAUAGAAUGUAGGAGUCGGUGUGAAGUAUACAGAAAGAUAAAUUAUUUAAUGUAAUUUUAUAGAGUGGGAAGGAAGUGGUCAAAUAUGAGUUUAGAGAAGGAAGAAAGGUUUUUCUUUGAGAGGUACUGGCUGGAUGGAAUACACUGAAAAAUUAAUUUUUACCAAGUAGCAAAAUUAAGAGAAAGUGAAUCCCAGUAGCUUUAACAUAACUUAUUAACGCAGGUUCUAAGAAUAGGGCUAAAGUUAGACCAUUAAAUUUUAUCGAUGGAAAAAACCCUGAGAAAAGCCUUAGGUUCAACUAGCUUGUCGGAAAAAAAAAAAAUUAAUUAUUGUUAUAUUUUGAUUUUAUAAUUUUAAAUUGUAAUUGUUUUUAUUCCAUAUUAAGAAUAAUUUCGUGUUAUUACUCAAGCAUAAUCAUUUUGUAUACAAAUUGUAUCACAUUGUACAACUCAAAAGAAAAAAAUUACAUUUUCAUAAAACAUUUUCAUUGAUUUAUAAAACAUUUUUCAUUGAAAAUAACAAUCGCAACCAAAAUUUAAUUAUAAAUAAUAUUUCUUUACUUAAAUUUAAUUUGUUAUAGGUACAUAAUGAUGAUUUACUCUCUAACGAUAAUAUUAUAUACUUUUGUACAAAAUACUUUACUUGCAAAUGAGGGUAUGUCCACGAAUAUGGAAGUUGUUAACGAAAAGUAUCUUAUAUUUGAGCGCCCAAGUUUACUUUCUAUUAAAAUAUCCAAUUAUAACAAUAAAAAGUAUGAAAAAAUAUGAGAACUAUAAGGACCUACAUAAAAUCAAAUGUCUAUUGUUACGAUCAUUUUUCGCAAUUCACCGGUCGUCUUCUGCUAUUAUUAUUAUUAUUACAUGAUAGCAAUAAUAAUAAAUAGAACAAUGGACAUCAGUAAAGAACGGAGGAAAAUAAAUAAAUACAACUAAAUCCCAUUUUGGUUGCGAUAAAUCCCAUAUUAGCGGGCUACAGUACAUACAAAUAUCUAUCUCGGAAAUCGAAGAAAGUUUGAUUUUCACCGAAAACAAUUAAAAUUCGUCAAACUCUUACAAACACGACGUGCGAUAGGUAGCAAAAAAAAAAAAAAAAAUAUUGAAUCGUGACUUUAUAUUACCGAUACAACCCUCGGGACACCCGCUCUGUAUACAAAUAAUCGGAUUGAAUGCGAUCAAUCGCCGCCCUUUGGGGGUAGGUACCAAUAUCCCUCUAGGUGUGUAAUCUGUACAGAAAAAAAAAAAAAUGAAAAAAAAAGUUUAGUUUCUUUAUAUAGAAAUAAGGAGUUGCGUGCGCAGUGUGUGCAUAUCCGGCCCCGUAUUCGAAAUAAUAUAGAAGAGUCAAUCGGGUGCUUUACAGGUCAACAGAUUUUCCUCUUUAUAUUCUAUACGGAGCUGACAUGAUUAAAAUUGCCGACGACUACAAAAGCGUUUCCGUAAGAGGUGAUACGACGGCGUAUAUAAAAGUUCCAAUACACACGCACGCGCAAACGCAUUGAAGAGGAUUGGGACUCUGGCCUUCCCCCCGGUGCCGUCGCACCCGUCUACUGUACAGUCCUUUAUCAUUUUGGCGCUUUUGUACUAUACACGAGCAGCUGUACACACAUGAUUAUAAUCUAUGCGCCAACAACAAAGUAUCUCUAACUAUAUACGUAUGUAUAAUUCACCCAUCUACAAUAAAUUAUUUUUUACCGCGACCACACUGAAAACAACGCUUUGUUUUAAGUAUCGUAUAAUUUAGUAACGACAACUAGGAAAUUAUGUUAACUCAGAGACGACAACAAUACUUUCGUUUACACAGACAAACUGAUUUUUUAAAAUCAUAAUUCGAACAAGUUAUCGGAUUAUUAAAACAAUACAGUAUGAUUCAGUAUUGUCUACGAAACGUACAAACUUGAAAUAAAUAGUUCUGUAAUAUUGUACAAUAAAUAUUUGUAUAAAACCGUAAUAAGUAGGUAUCACUAAUUUAAUUUAUUGGGUGUAACAAAACAUUAUUGCACGUACUAGUCUACUACUGAACAGUUAGGUUGACCUUGAUUACUUUCCUUAGGGUUUACUAUGGAUAAGAAAUAUUUAGUGGAAAUUAUUACGCUAUAGACUGUUACCCGUCCACAGCAUUCUAGAAUUUUUCUUUAUAAUUGCAACAUAUUUGAUAAACACAACACUUCGACACUUGAAUAUAGUUUUGAUGGUUCGCCAAAUCGUCAAAAAUGUGUGAUGUCGGAUCAUUUGAACGUCGACAAAAUUUCACGAAUUCCAUUUUUCGUGCAAAAUUAUAAUGAUUUAUUUCUAUAGCAAUAUGCCUCUAUGAUAUAAUACCUAUCAAAACUAAGAACAAUUAAUAUUGUUAAUCGAUAAAAUAUUGAUUCCUAAUAUUUUAAUUACGCCGGUGCAUUGCGGUCUUUUCAGUAUUGUUGUUAAAAUAUUUUAUUAUUUUUAUUAAUAUAAACGAUUAUAAGGAAAAUCAAUAAUUUAAUGCACACCGUCCUACCUAUCCUAUCCUAUCCAUCCUAUCUAUUCUAUAUAUUACCUAUUGUAGGUAAUGUAUAAAAAAGAAAAACCCUGAACGUACGCGUUUUCUUGUUUAAAACUGAACCUGUCUUAGAAUGAAGGCGUUUAGAUUAGUAUAGCUAAUUAAAUAGUAAAUAAAGCAAACAAUUACUUGCCAACACCUACGGUUGGACAUUCGAUUUCCAUGACGAUUUUCGGGCCGAAUUUAAUUUACAGUUAUUGAAAAUCGAUCUUUUAUUUUAACCCAGGUACGCAUGUUAUGCGAUGUAGGCACCUAACAUUGAAUUUCCAAAUUCAAUGUCUCCCUCUUCGGCAAUAUCCGUAAACGCGCCACCGACAGGGUGCAUACACAAUUAUACACGCAGAAAUGCCGGUGGCGGUGGCGAUGGGUCGGGGCGGAUAUUAUCCCAUGCCGAACUUGAACCGCCGAAUAAAAUAUCCCGAGCCGUCUUUGACCGCAACUCGCCGUCAGUAUAGGCACCUGGUCCACACAUUACUGCAGUGUAACGUACCGGGCUGCGACGCGAGACCGGCAAUUAAAAAAUUUUCUUCCGCUCUAAUUGAAAAUGUGACCGAUAACAUUUUGUUCGUCAUGAUUGCCGGGCUGUGCAAAGUGAACCGCCUUUUAAUCAACAUCUUAUACACGUGCUCGUGUAUAAUUGUUUAUUGUGUAUCUCUGUAUACCGUACGUACGUACGUACGUGCAUAUAUUAUACGGUGUGCUCAUACGAAUUAUAAUAAUAAUAAUAAUAAUAAUAAUAAUUGGUACACCAUCAAAUACAAAUUACGACGAUACGCAUGGUUAUUGGGCCGACCGUAAUACGGUUUUUUCGGAUUACGAUCUUGCAAUUAUUUUUUCACUUUAUAUAAUAUAUAUACGUAAAUUGUUUUUUGUUAUUAUGUGUGACCUGACCCGAAACAUAUUAUUAUUGUUAUUAUCAUUAUAUCUUGCGAAUAUUAAGACCUGUUAUUUGAAAUGUGGACCGUUUGCAAAAUUGAUAUUGUUCAACAAAAAAAAAAAAAAAGGCUUACCAAUACGUUUAAAUAAAUAUAAAUGUACAUUGAUUUCGACGAGGGUUUUUUUUUUUAUGUAUAUAUAUAUAUAUAAAAACAACCAAGGUCCGAACGAACACGAUCUAUUAUUUGAAUACCAUUAUGAUUACCUCCGAAUUAACCUAUCUAAAAAAUCAGUUGGAUAAACUUGUUUGUUCUAAAAUUAAAAAUAUACACAUAAAUAAUAUCACAGCUAAUAGGUACUUUGAAUAUUAUUCCAAAAAUAAUUUGAUUGUUUUCUGCAGCAACAACAACAACAAUAAAAUAAAACAAAUAACCAAAUUAAUCAUAAUAAAACAUUCGGAGCAGCAUUCGUUAGUUCUCAAUCUUGUUUAAAAGAGAAACUCGUAUUUUUAUACCGAAAAAAUAACAAUGAAUCGUUGACUUGUGUGUUUUAUAAGCAAUUUGUACCCAUUGGCUUCCCGACAAAAUACAUUAGUGUAUUGCGUAUUCGUAUUUCAGUUAAAGCAAUAUACAAAUAGUUCACGCUGCCAGUAUAUCCAAGUCAACAUACCACGACAUUUGCAUGUAUGGCAUUUUUUUUUUUUUCAUUAAGUUUGAACUCUCCUUUCUAAAUUUUUACACUUUCACUUUAAUUGUGUACAUUAAACUACUAAAAAACCUUGAACUGCUAUCAUUGACAGAUAUUAAAAUACCACGUGUGUCGUACAUGUUACGUCUAAGAAACCAAUGACUGCAUACAAUAAAUGCAGAGACCUAACAAUAAACUUGCAUAGCAGAUAUUUCAUUUGUGUAUACUUAAAUAUUAACUUCUAUUCAAAUAUUUGCGUCUCUAAUCAAAUUUUAUUUUAACAAAAUUAUAUUAUAUAGAUCAACUGAAUCGAUGAUUGCAAAAGUAUCACAAGUCAAUUAUUUAAAACUUUUGGCAAAUUGACAAAAACUGAAUAAUACAAAUAAUUUUGAAAAUUGAAUUCAGAUCUUUCAAUUGUAAUUUUAUAGAUCAAAAAAAAAGUAUGAUUAAAAUCGUUUUUAUACUCCACGCAUAGAAGCACAUGACUAAUACGUGUUUUUACUAAUAUAUCAGUUUCUUAAAAUUUAUAACCCAUAAUGUUUCUGCGAUCAUCAAUUUAACUAAUAUAAUUUUAUAAAUACUAUAUUAUAAUUCUUAAACAAAUUUAAAAUUGACUAUUCCAUAACAAGUAUGUAUUUGUUUAUAUGAACCUAUAAAAUAUUUGUAGCAAUUUCGAAUGCAAAUUAUUUUAAUAUAAAGAGGUUAUCUAGUUGUGAUUAAUUAAUCUCUAUUAAAAUUCUCUGAAUAAUUAAUUAGAGGGUUUUCAUUAUUUGUGUAACAUUGUAAAAAUAUCGAAUCAACUAUUGUCGAGUUUAAUUAAAAUUAUGGUUUUUUUGUUGUUAUUUAAUAAAACCCUUUUUCUUGGAAAAGAAUACAUUGUUUUUUUUUUUUUUAUCUGUCUGAACCUACAACAGUGGAUGAUCUGUGUAAAUAUGUUUAUCCCAUUUCUGCCAAGAACAUUGUUUGAAUUAAUUUAAUACACUCUCGUUGAUAAUAAUACUGCAAUGUUCAUCAGUGUAUAACAAUAUACAUAGCGCAUACAUCCACUGACCAUUUUUGUAUUGUUUUUUUUUUAAAUUUCAGUCGUGACCAACGCUGCAGAAUAUUAUGGGAAAUAUCUAGGCCCUUUGAAAUCCUACCACCAUGGUUUAGGCGGAGAUGUAUAUGCCGUGGAUGCUAGAACAUUGCACAUCAGGAAUUUUGUAUACGACGGCGAAGGACCAGGUAAUCAUUAGAAUAAAAUAAAUACAAAUUGUGAACAACUCCAGUGUAAUAUUCAGCUAAACAUUUUUUUUUUUUCGCAAAAAUACAAUAUAGUUUAUUGUUAUGUAAUAUAAAGUUUUAGAAAUGGAACACUUCCGAAUAAGUUAAACAAUUAUCUUUGAUCGAUAGUAACGAUACCGUUGUGCCUAUUACUAGAAACUACCCACAUAUAUAUCUAUUAUUAAAUUUAUUCAAUUCUUUAAAUCGAGUUAAAUUCAAAAUAUACAUGAAUUUAUUCAUUUAUUUAUUCCUUCUACAUAUUGUGCAUUCAUGAUAUAACAUUUAGAACAUUACUUUGAGUUAAUUUCCGACUCCAGAAACCGAGAAUGUCAAGUUGACAACAUAUUAUGCAAAUAUCCAAUGAUUACAACAAAUUACGAGUUCGACAAUGUCCAAGGUUUCCAAUUUAUGGGCACGUAGUGUCUACUACACACUGUACAGUAAAAAACCUAAUAUUGUCAAUUACCCAUUGAAAUAGUUUAAAAUUCUAACUUUCCUUUCCGUAAAUAAUUCAACUAAUAUACAUUAUCGCUGCAAAUACACACAAACUAUACAUUAUCUGUUACAACACAUUUAUGAAUUGACGAAAAACUCUAAGGACCAACAGUAUAUAAUUUCAGUGUAUAGGGUACACAAUUCGAUUUUAACAUCCGACAUAUUCACAUUUCUGUAAAAUAUGUACGGGAUAUUCGUAUCUUGAAAAUAUUUAUAUUAUUCACACACGACAUGUGUACACUGAUAUUAUCACGAUAAAUGUUUAAUAAUAUUACGUAAUCAUAAAUUUCAAUAAAUCACGGUAAUAAUAAUGACGCUUACACCGUACCAAUAUACGUAUAUACGUUUUCAGCCGCAUAUUUUUACGGUUCCAAUGACAAACAGCCCGGCGUUAACGGGUACAGGAUUCGUGACGAGAAAGCAUCGUGAGUAUAAUAAUGUUGCAAAGAAAAAAAUAUUUUUAUACCUACGCAUUCCACAGGAGGCGUGGAAACCCUUUUUAUUUUAUAAUAUACGCUUAUUUCUUUUUCCCCCUUCCCUCGUCGCAGAUCCAACCCGCUGAAACGGUACAGGAACGAACACUUGACAAUCACUCUGCCCGAGGGUUUGACACUGCACGAUAUCAAGUGGUUUUACGUUUGGUGCGAAGACUUCUCGGUGAGUUUUUAUAUACUUAUAUUUAUAUAUGGGUAGGUAUAUAGACAAAAAAUAACGAGUCCGGCAACGCCAGCCCAGUUUAGUGUACACCUAUAAUAUUAUAAAUUUAUAACCGCCGACAGGAAGAGCUUUAUAACAUUUAUAAUGUAUUUUACACUAACACGAAAUAUUAUACUACACACCAGCGGUUCUCAAAAUGCGCACCUCGGAAACGCGUCUGAAUGUUAAUUAAUUUCGUUUACUCGUUUGAUUUAAAAAAUAUGCAGGUUAUCUUUUGACAGACAUUUUCACAAAAUUUUUAGUUUACACAGUUUUCAAGGAAAAGUACCAAAUUCGAUUUGUUUUAACCGAAUUACAAUAAAAUAACUUAAUCGGAAAUAGUAAAUCCGUUAGUGCAGUAAAUUGUCACGUUUUUCUUACUUUUUUUUAACGAGUUUUGCCAACUAUUAAUAAAACUACACGGAAUUAAAAAUAUUUAUUCUAACGUACCCGUAACUAGACCAAAUUUUAUUUUAGAAAUUAUUUUACUUUUGAAAUUCGGAGCAAAAUUUCUGAUAGAAGAAUAAAAUCGAAAAAGUUUAAAAUAAUUUAAUUUUUUUUUUUUUUUGACGUUAAUUUCCCCGAUUAUUAUGAACAUUUCUUGGAAAAUUAAAAAAGACCUCUUCGAUGCACCGACUAAACCCAAAAUACUACAAAAAACCAACUCUAGUCAUUUUUCAAUUGAAGAAAAAUUUCUGGUAAAAAAAUAGUUUACAUAAAAGAAAAAACCGGCAUAAUAACAAAACCAAUACAUUCCUCGCUGUACUCAAAAUGUAAAACAUUGGGGCCGAGUUUGCUUCUCAACCUAAAACAACUAGAUUAAUUUUUUUUAAAGAAUAUAUAUAUAGAAUUUAUUCGUCCCUUAUUCUCUUACUAAAGGCUAGAUCUUGUCGUAACGAAUAUAGACUGGAAAUUACUCGAACUUUAACGCCAGUCUUCACAUUAUUUUGUGAAUACCAUUUCAAUCAUCUAUCCUAUAAAUAUCCUAGCUCCUUGGUCUUUCUAUUCCUUUGCGCCCGUUGAUUCUUUCUUCCGCUGUGUUGUAGGUUAUGAUAUGGUCUUAUUAAGUGCCACAUAAGUUUUUCGCUUCUUGGUCUAAUAAUAAAUAGCAACACUCUCUUCUCACAUGAUAUUCAAAUAAUUUUCAAAUCGGCUUUUCCAUUCAGUCCAACUAAUCAGUCGAUGGAAAUAUCGAAGAAUUUGACGAUAAACACAAUAUGAUAUUGGAAUCCCGGUUAAUUUUUGUGCGCUCCUUAAGAUUGCGUUAAUAUCAGUAUAAUAACUCCGCGAACAAAAAACUUUGACUAGUUUGAGAACCGCUGCUAAACAUAGCUGUACCUACAGUCGCAUUUAAACACGUGUACACGUUCGUCUAUAUACCGUGUAUAGAGGUGUCCAAUAUCAUUUUAUUAGAGAAAUCUCGUGGUGCUACACAUUUGUAUAAUAUAAUAUACACAUAUUAUCGUGAUGAAAACAUAUAACAUUAUCUAUAUAUAUUCAUACGUAUGGCGUUUGGUUUUAAUAAAUAGCGUACUAUGCAAACGUGUAAUAAUAUCGCAGCUAUAACGGUAGCGGACGGUUCCCGACCACUUUCUCCGCGGUUAACUCAUACUACGCAGGUACCCAUACGAACGAGUGUACACAUUAUUAUUAUAUUAUGUGUGUGCUUAAUGAAACCAAACCGAAAGAAAAAAAUAAAACUACUUGAAAACUAUACUACGACACCCGGUCGUAGCUGCUGGUUUAAAUGGGCUUUCUCGGUCAUUUUUUUUUUUUUAAUCUGCCGUUCCGGGGCCGUUCUCGACGACGACCAGCAAAUAUCGAAGAACUGAUUGCACACGGUAUUAUAUUAUAUAUGUACGAAAAAGAAAAAGUAAUAAACAAAAUUAAAUCACUAUAUAUUAUUAAUAAUACGGUCAUUUUUUUUUUUUUUUUUUUUUUUUUUAUCGAGUAUACAGAUGGUCGGUCGUGUAUAGAAAGCCGCAUGUAACAAAUCGUUUUAUCUUCGACCUUCUGACGGCCGCCGCUAUAUUCGACUAGCUCUAAAAUUAUUAUUAUUACACCGAUAUCAAGUACAACAUACUUGUAUAUUAUAUAUAUAUAUAUAUAUAUGUAUAAUAAUGCUCGUAUGUUGAGUUUUAUAUUUAACGGUCGAUAUACUUUCGAUUUUCCAGCUAUACUCGACGAAAUUGUUACAAUAAAACGGCAAUAAAGUUUUUAAACGGUAUUAAUAAUAUAUUAUUACAAUAAAUUAUCAAUAUAAAUUUGAAACAAAAACCCACACUGCAGCACAAAUACAAUAAUAGUACCGAUCUUCUAACAGUAAAACCGAUUUUCGAAAUUAUUUAUUGUAUGGUAUUACUGUUGGUUCUUUUUCAAAUACAAAUACUAUUAACCAUUUUGCGUUAUAACAGCAGUUUUUAUUGUUUCAUUGAAAUAAAACCGCGUGACCAAUAUAUUCUCAACUCGGUUUGUCCUAAUUCCAAAUUCGAUUCGUGUUUUUUUUUUCUCAGGUAAACUUUGGUGACAUAAAAAUUCCUUAUAAUUUGGAUUAUCCGAAACCUCAGAAAAUCGACAGCCUAUCCGGAAUUCACGGAGUUUCUUCGGAGAACAUAGUCGUAGUGGAUGCCCAAACUUUGUUGAUCCCAGGAUUUUCCUACGACGGUGAAGCACCAGGUAAUAUAGUAUGAAUAAUUCAAUACAUACGCACUAAGUAUACUUAAUCACCGACGCAGAGUAAUUAAUUUUGAACAUUAAAAGUAAUUAAUAUAGUAAUAAAGAGAAUAGUUGCUUUCACGCAUCGGGUGAUAAUUAUCAAUUCAUAUAGAGUAGCCUAAUAAAAUCUUUUGAUACAAUUUAUUUUUUUACAAAGUGACGUGCCCCAACUAAAUUUAUUAUAAUAUUUUCCGCUAGUCAGUUUAAAAAACAAUUUAAUGUGUCUUCCUCUCCUCAGCCUUUUCGAAUUGUCGCAAAAAUCUAGGCAAGAACAACAGUUCACAAUUAAUAUGACGAUCGUAGUUUUUGUUUAAAAUACAUUUUCAAACAGAAAUAAAAAAAUUGUUAUUGUCCGACUAUUUACGAGAGAAAUAUUUAAAAAAAAAACUUUCGUGUUUUGCUAAAACGUUUCGAGUGUAUAUAAUACUUUUCGUAUAAAAAGAGAAGGAAUACGUUUUUCAAAUGUCUGUACUCGAAAGCGUAUUUCUGCAGCAUCCGUUGCCAAGUAUAUGAAAUCCUAUUAUGAAAAGUUGUUUUUGUCACUGGAAAUAUGAAUUACGUUUUAUUUUAUUUUAAAAAAAAAAAAUAUAGAAAAUAAAAAUAAAAACUAAAUAAAAUAAAAUACACGCAGACAAUGUAAAUAAAGUUAUAACCCGAACACCGUUGUGCUCGCUUACAGACGCCAAGUUUUGGGUCGGUGCUGGCGACAAACCCACUCCGCAGGGUAUCCGAGUGGCGGACGAAAACGGAAAAGAAGUAACGCUCCGUCGAUACGAUCGCAAAACCAUCGUGCUGACGUUACCGGACGACCUGACCGUGUUCGACAUCGGCCAUUUCGGCGUAUGGUGCGAGGCUUUUACCGUGGAUUUCGGCCACGUGCCUGUGCCGUCCGUACUCAACGUUCCCCCGUCCCUGAAAAUGCUCGGCGUACUACCGCAGGUAAGUCACAUUGGAUUUCUAUAGAAUUUUUUUUUUUUUGUAUUUAUCGCACGCGAUUCGGGCAAAUCGUUCGUUCGACGAACGCAAUUUCGUACUUUAGAUGAGUACGUGCGGCUGCAGCGGUUACGUGCACGGGAUCAUAAAAAUCUGUAAAUGUCUGUAUCGGUAGAUACGCCGUACGACGAACGAUAGUACCGUAACAGUACACGGCGAACUGUACGAUUUUACGGUAGUAACAUGGUACAGGUGCAGGUGCGUUUACGAAAAUAAAUUUGGGGGGGAGGAGCGGUUGAGGUUGUACACUUUUAUACUCUUAUAACAAAGAAGUUUGCAUACUUUUAAUUAUAGGAUUAUUUAUUUUUCAUUAAAAUGACAAUAACUGUUUUAUAACAUUUAUUUUUAGCAUUUCAAGUACCUAUUACUAAAUUUUACAUUUCAUAUGAAUACAGCCUAAAUGAUAACGUAAUUUAUUUUAUUAUGAUCAGGGUCGUAUUGGCGCAUAGGUACUAUAAGCACUAUGCCUAGGGCCUACGAAAAUGUAUGACUACAAUUAUUUGGUAAUAUUUAAUACAUAAUUUUUUUUUUUAUUAUUAUUAUAAUGAUUAUAAGUUAAUAUUAUUAAAAAAAACGGGUGAGUGGGUCUUAGGUGCCUGGGUAUUCAGAAAUAUGACAACAAAUAUUAAGUUUUUACUAAAUAAAAUGUGUUAAAAGAAUUUUAGUCUGCGGACAUUUUAUAAACUUGAAAAAUUGUAUUAAUAUUUAUUGGAAUAGGUAGGUGGGUGGGUGGAACAUUAAAUCGGUGACUCAAUGUAAAAAUACUUCGAGCCACCAUUGGUGGGGAGGGAUAAAUAAAUAUGCAAAUCGGUAUAAAAGAAGUCAUUUUUAAUGAUUUUUAAUAAUUUAAUUUUAUAUAAUUUGGAGUAAGAUUAGUUUAAGAUUUCUUAAAAUUGUAAUCACAUUUUUGUGCUUAUUAGUGUCUAGGGCCGACAAUAGAAUUAAUCCCGGCUUGAUUGUGAUGGUAAUGCGGACUAUGCAAUAUCACCAUAUCAGUUAUAGUUUUCUAAAAGCAGGAAAACCACAAAAAUAGGAAUGAUAAUAAUAAAAAUAAACACCUAAUUUAUAGUAAUAAAAUAAAAAUAAAAUCAAAAUUGUAUUUAUCUUCCUCAUUGAUAGAAACCACUUUUGAGACUCUAUUAAAAAUCUACUUUCGUGAUAAUUUUCAUGAAAUUUCUGGGGGGAGGGUGGAAACUUUAAAAUUCCUCCUAGUACACUUGCCUGUCCCGAUGUGUUUACUAUCCAUAACGACAUUAUAAGACGUAAAAACCGAAAAUAUCUAUGUAUUGCGUAUUAUAGAGUGUCUUCCGAAAUUCAACGACGUCCGAUCAAAACGGUAAUAAACACGCCGAAACUCGACGGUUCGACAAUAAUAUUCUGUUGUCGGAUCUUAUUUUGAAAUUCAACGUAAUCAAGUGAUUUUCCGUUGGACCCACCGUUCAAUUGUACCGAUUUUUCCGACUGAUAUUUCAAUAUCAGUUCUUAAUUGCCGCGAUUUAAAUGUAUGCCUCUGGAUUGCGUGUCCAUAACGUAGGUGCGAUAAUAUAAUCGUGUCCCAAUGUCCAAAUGCAAUCCAAAUAUUUUCGGUGCCCGACAAAUCGCCUUCCGACGGACCCGUCGUUUAGUUGAAUUUUUGAAGGCAAGGGGUCAAUAUUAUUUACGUAAACAAUCAGAUAUUAGAAACGUAACGUAUAAUACAAUUGUUGAACAUUUUACGCAACAUACUCGCGUAUUCAUACAUACGUAUGUAUGUGUGUGUGUGUGUCGUGAAUAAAUAUAAUUUAUUAUCGGAUACACAGUUCGAUAGUUUAAAAAAGUAAAAUAAUCAGUGGCGUACGCAGAAGGGGGUGGCUUGGGAUUGUAUCCCAGCCCUAUGGUCGGCCUAAAAAUACAACGGAUAUACGAAUAAUUAUUUAAUGUCUAAUUUUAUCUCGAAAUGUAUAAAUUUCGGCCAAGCAACGAGGAAACGAAUACAUUCUUUAGGCCUUUGGCUUUUGUAAUGAUAUUCCCAUCGGCAUCGGGUUUAGGCGUCGAAGUGUCCGUAAUACGAUCUGUUCCCGAUUAUUAUCACGUUAUUUUACUACCGUCCCGUGCCGUCGAGAACUGUACCGGGAACACGGCGCUGGAAAUAUUUUACACUCGCACAGAGACGCGUUGAAAUGUACUCAACGAUAACGGGAUAAUAACAUACACCGCGACCAGACUCGCGUCGACAGCCGUGACAUUUUCGUUUCGAAUAAAUAAAAAUGUGAGGAAAAAAAAAAAAAAACAACAGGUUUUCCGAACGGACGCGAAAUUCAAUUUGACUCGUCGUUCCGCGGUGUACGCCGUACCGCUAAUAUCGCUGACGGGUGCGUGUGAACGAAAAUAUUAUAAAUUAAUUAUAACAGAGAGAAAAAAAAAAUUAUACAUACGCGACAUUAUAUAAAUAAUAUCCGACCCGUCGUCGUCCGAAAUGAUUUAUCGCGUUUCUCGUAUAUUAUCGUACGCUGCACCGCGUCCAGUUGCGCGUGCGGCGAACAGUCCGUUCGAUUUGGCGAACCGACGAUCGAUGAUUUGUCAUCCCGCCGCGUGCAAACGGAAAACGUGCGAACGUUCCCGGCAAAAAUGCACGCGAACCGCACGUCACCACAGGCCGGCGUCCGGCGUCCGGCGUACCGCACAACGAACGCCGUUCGAUUGCCAGCGUUACGCAUACCUAUAGCUGUUCGAAACGCAUCAUCCCGUUGUCCGUGUUGCAGAAGUCGAAGGCGCCGGCCGACGCCGCCGCGGCGACAGGACUGCCGGCGAAGCAGACCGCGGCUGUCCCGAACACCGACGCCGAGACGGCGGUCCAACAACAGCCACCGGCGGCCACCACGUAUAAGCCGGUACACCACGGACUUCCGGGUCGACCGCCAUCACAACAACAACAUCGCCGAAAACCGACCGCCGCCGCUUAGCCGCCUAAUCUCUCGGGAUAUCCGGGACACGUCGAGACUAGCAUUCCGCGCGUCCCACCAACAAAGCUGUACAGUACCUAUACCGACAACACCCGUGCCGGAUAAUAACGCAACAUUUCCAAACAAUUACGAAUCGUUAUAAUAUUUUAUAAACCUAUACAGUGUAUACGCAACGCAUUGUCAUAAAAAUAUUAAAAGACGUACAACGAUAUUAACGUGUUCUCGGUGUAUUUUUGUCUUUUGUGCGUGUUCAUCUGGUUGUCGAGUGAACAUUGUGCAUUGUUCAGUUCACUAUCGCAGACUACAUUUUCUCCUUCGCCGUCGUAAUAUAAAAAAAAAAACCGACAUACAUCGCACGAUGGGGGGGCCACUGUUGUAGACGAUAAGUUGAGAAAGUAGAUGGGGAAAUUUAAUGUGUAUCUGUACGCAACGAUUAGCCAUUGCUGAUGAAAAACGAUUCUGAGCGGAGUUCGGUCAAUAGUUUUGUUUUCUCAACAAUAUACCAUAUUAUAAUCACAUAUUUUCGUUAAUAAUUUUUUUUUAUUAAAACAGUUUUCGCAAAACUUUGCUAAUAAAAUUCUUAAAAAAAAACUACGAUUCAUAAUGGACCUCCUAUUAAAUUGUCUAGCAUUUCUAUUUGAUCUAACGAUUUUAUCCACAGAGUACCUACCAAACAAAAAUUACGUAAAAAAACCCGUACAAUUUAAAUGUCUAUAAUUAAUAGCUUAAAAUUGUUUUGAAAAUUUUACUACGUUUAGAAAAGCUAAUACAAGUUUUCUGUCCAAACUUCGAGUCUCUACAAAUGUAUUUAACUGAAUAAAAACAAAAAACAAAAAAUUGAAAACAUAAUACAUUUCGUAAAUUUUCGGGUUUUUACUACGUUAUUCCCAUGUUUUUACCGGUUUUUCCCGUUUAUUAUGACAACAACUGGAGAAAUCAAAAAAUUGCCUCCCUAAAGUACUACCCUAAUCAGAUUUUCUUUCGGAAAAAGUGCUAUAUUUGAAAGUCGAAGUAAAAUUGCUGUUAAAAUAGUUGUCCACAGAUAAAAAAAAUAAUAAUAAACAUCAUUGUAAAACCAAUACAGUAAUAGAAAUAAAUAUUUUAUUAAAUACGAGUAUACCUAUAGCCGUAAAAGUAUGGACAACAUUAUUCAAAAGGUUUUAAGUGUAAUAUUUUUAUAUUCAUACACGAGUAAAUACUGAAAAAAAAAAUAAUAAUAAUAAUAAUAAGUAAUUUAUAAGCAAUUUCUUCCGGGUAAAUUAUGUGCUGCCCGGCAAAUGUUAUUACGACCCGAAUAAAUUAUUUAACUUACUAAUACAUAAAUAAACGUAUUUAUUAUAUUUAUGUAUUAUGAUGAAAACUGUUUUAUAUCCUUGGACGGUUUACGUAUAUAAUACAGUUUAAUACAUGUAUUUAUGGUAUCGGUAACGUAAAUAUUUACUUCCGCCCCCCCCCCCUAUCAAACAUUACCAUAAUAUAAGUAUAUUAUAUUUUGCCACUAGGAUUUCGGUACCCGACGACACAUACACAUGAUAAUAUUAUUAUCAUACGACAUGAUACACGUAACGGGCCGUAUUAAAAAGCAAUAGGUUUUUUUUUACACAAUAAAAACAUAUCAUAGAUAUAACACAGAGAGGUGGCCAACAUGAACAUGUUCGCGAGCCACGUACAUAAAUGCAACGAUAUCAAGAGACCAAAAUAUUCGCAAACGCAUUUUAUAAUUUCAUAUAAUUUGGUCUGAUCUGUACUUUUGUAACACGAAUAGCUAACACAGAUAGCUAACAGCCUAUAAACAUACUGUCAAAUUACGUAUUAUUUCAAUAUUAUUGAUAUCAAUUUUUGGAACGACAUAUUCGCGUGAAUCGCUUUAUUCAACAAUGACAAUAAUUUAGUAGAAAUAUCGUUCAAAUUUUACAGACGGUCAUCUCACAGACUGAUUACUGAUAAUUGCUCAUGCAUCAGUGCAACCCCAGAUCGUACGAAGCUUACUAAAAAAGUAGACACGAAAAAAAAUACCACGCAAACAAAUUUAGCUUAACGUUUAUUUUAUUUUAUUUAAUUUAUUAUUCGUAUUAAUUUAUUAAAUGUAUGUUUUGUUUGUUAAUUUGUAUUCUAUAGCCUUAUUAUAUCUAUAUAAUAAAAAAACAAAUUUUUUUUUUAUAUAAAUGUAUACGAAAAAAAAAUUAAAAUUCAUAAUAAUAGUAAGUAAAUGUUGGUUUUUGUAAAUAGGACGCGAGCCGUAAGUUGGCCACCCCCUGAUAUAAUACUACUCGACUCGCUAUAAAUUAUUAUCAAAAUAGCUGCGCGUGGUUUACUGUAAAAUACUACUUGUCGACUGGCUUAUAAGGAUUAAAGGAACGGUUUAUUUACGGAUCUGAAAUCAUUGGAGUUUGUUUCCCGUAAACGGUAUGACAGAUAGGCCGCCGCCAACCGGUACAGGCGCGGUGUAGUUCAGUGUACGCGUAUCUCGGCACGGCCGACCGUAGCGAAUCGGCGACCCGUAAAGUACGGCGCCGUCGCUGCAGCCUCGCCGGUCGAUCCGUUUUCAAAAUAAUUAACAGAGGGAACGUGCCGCGUCCGACUCAACAACAACAACAAUAAAGUACGCGACAACCGCGGCCGUCCAGCGCAAUAAAUUUAAAAGUUUACUGCGACAACAAUCGUCACGCGCGCAAUCGUGGUAGGUACAUUAACCGUGCGCCGCGUACAUAAUAACGCCGACACUAACAACACAACAACAAUAAUAACAACAACAACGCGGAACGAUGUGCAGGUCGCCUACUUCUCGCGUCGGGGGGGGGGCACCUAUUAUAUUCGGACAGCGGCGGCGACGGCGUCGAACAACGGCGAACAAUGUUCUGUCAUUACGCAACGCAUCUUCUUUCAGUUUCCGUCGCGCACGACGACGACGCGGACCGGUUACUGCGCGGCGACGCAUACGAUUCUUCCCGCCCGUCCCGUCGUAAAUUCUCUGUAACUCCUACGCGUGUUCGCACGCGCCCGACUAACCCCGUCGCCGUCGUGGCGUCGCGGUCUUUACGUAACGCAUCGCCGCCGUCGUGUGUGACCUUUGCGACCAAUUAUUAUUGUUAUUAUACACCGCGUCCGCGUGAACUAUUGUCUCGGAUACGGCGCAAAACACCUUUCCCCGCGGCACGGCGGCCGCGCUUUCCUUUCCCCCGCUGUCCCGUACUUGCAAUACUUAUUUCCGACGAUUAUACGAACCCGUUGUCUGUUGGUACAUUAACAAUGUGACCAGGCCGCCCUGACUUUUAGACGGGACGGUACAGUAUUUUUUAAUGGGCGUCCAGUAAAAUUUGUAAGUCUAGGACGCGGGACGAUAAAAUUUGCCUACAUAUUUUCAUUAAACGUCCCCCACUUUUGUCCCCGAUUUCAUAAUUCCAAUACGAUAUUUUAUAUAAAUACAAAGAGUGAAAUAUAAUAUUUAUAUUAAAGAUUAUCUACAUUUAUUAUACGACUGCAUUUAUCCAUUAUCCUUAUCGGUUAUCAAUUAUUAUAUUUUUCAAUAGCAAACAAUUAAACAAUUAUCUAUUUUAUCAAUAACAUUUUGUAGAGAGACAUUAUUGUUUUUGAGGUAUAUAAAGUAUAAAGUUACAUAUUUAUUUUAAGAUCACAAAUCUGUUUUUUUAUAAUUGUUUUAUUUUAUUUGAAAUUUUCGAUUUUCCUCACUAAUGAUCUCGCCGUCCCAUUUUUUCACGACCACACAACUUGCUCGGCCGAGCUGAGCAUAGGCGUAUUAUUUAGAGGGCUCGGAUCUAAGCUCCCUAUCGUUGUGAUUUGUAGCCCUCCCUAGGGGUUCAUUAAAUUGUACCGGAAAAAAGUAAAUGAGUAAAAAAAUAAGGUCUCUCUCGAAGUUUUUGAUUAACGCUACACCAAUUUUUAUGUCCCAAGUUUAUAAAAAAAAAAAAAUAUCUAGUCAUAUUAUAAUAUAAUAUAUAGAUAAUACCGUAUUUUAUAAUAUAUAAUACCUGAUAUACGAAUUGGUAACUCAAAUAGAACAAUUACAAUAAUAAAAGGAAAAAGACAAAUUAAAAAUUACCCAGUAACUGAAAUCCACGCCACUGUCAGUAAUUAAAUACUUACUACUAUUUUCUCGGAUUAUUUAUAAUUUUAACGCCCUGAGCCGCCGCUCCUUUAGCGCCCUUUCAUAAAAUAACACAAUAUGUUUGUUAUACAACACACAGAAGUUUUGAUUUGCACACUUAAAUUUUUGUACCGCACAUUUUGUGCUCUAAAACACGCACUAUUUUUGGCGCUGCUGAACGAGUGAAAAUCGUGGGCUAGGGUUGAUAAUAUUAAAAAACAACGGAAGAUCGAUGUUAGAUUAUUAUAAUAUUAUAUUAUGAUUUGCUAUAUUUUUUAAUAAAGCUGAACUAUUAGUGUCGUCUAUCGGGUAACUUUGAAAAAUCUCAGAUCUAGAAUAUUGUUAUGGUUAAAAACAUCUCAACAAAAUAAUAAAUGAUUUAUUACCUAUGUAUCAAAAACAAUAUAAACUAUCCUAAACGGUUUUACAAUUUUAUGAAGUUUACAGUACAUUUCCCAGAAGCUAAAGAAUAAUAUAAGAGAUUUUUGCUUCUGCUAGGGCCCAAAAACUCUCGAAAAUCAAGGCUGAAUCUUAUUGGGAAAAAUUUUACAUUGUACCCCCAUCCGCUGAAAUAUAUGUACCGUAUGGCCACAAAAAAUGGUAUUACGUAUAUUGUUGUCGGGUGUCCCGACACCCGAAUAAAGUCGGCCUCACGAGUAUAGAAAUUUCAUCACGCCUUAGCCACUGAUGUUUUACCGGGAUUUUUUUUUUUUUUUAACCGCCGGAAUAAUUUCUCUAAAUUAACCUUUAGUCAUCUCACACGCAUUCAAUAUAAUUUCACUUCGGAUUUCGUAUUGCACACAAUAAUAGAACCCGCUAUUCCUUUGCUUCCCCCCUCCCCCGUCACCCGUUACCAGCAGUACCAGUUCCUCCAGUACCGUCCGACCGUCGUCGCGUUCGGUGCGUACGGUUUUCCGCGUCGCUCGCGCCCACUACGUUUCGGUAUUGCCGUCGUCGUUUUCGAAAAACAUCGUUAAUCGCGUUGUUCGAAUCGAACGGCGAUUAUUAUAUUAAUACUAUCGUUACGUAGUCGAGCGAUAUUUAUUAUUACUGUUAUUGUUAUACGAUUAGGCGUUGCACAAUGCGGCGGCGGACGACCCGCCGCGGAGAGAACAUUGCGGUGAAGGUUUGAAGAGAGAAAAAAAAAAAAAUAACCAUAACGAACCUUCUCUCCGCCUUCUCCGUCGGUCACGCGCCGACACGUGGGACGCGUGCAAUAACGAACGCGUUCGAUAAAACGGAAGAAAUAAAACGAAAAUCCGCCGCCGCCGCCGCCGUCUGUGCCGGAAUACCCUGCGCCACGGUAAAAAUACCACAAAUUCGUUGUGAGUCCACCGGUCACAAAUUGAUAGUAAACCGUUUUGGUGCGGUUAUACAAUAAUAACGCAUAGUAUACUUAACCGAUGAGGCGGUGAAAACGGUGAAGAUGAUAUUCGUUUUAACUCGCAUCCUUUAUACAGAUAACUCAUCCCCUCCUAUUGUCGCAAAUAUAAUAUUAAAAAGACGACUCGUUUUGUGCGAUAGUCAACGAUGUACAACGAAAGCAACAACAACUCAAACGGCUAGACGCCGCGCUGACGGUUCGACGAGGAGAAAUAAUGAUGAUCCUGGAGGCGAUGAUGAAAAAUCACCGAUCGUCACCGUCUACCCGAAAUGGUCAUAAUAUUAUGUGACCGAUUUAUAACCAGUGUGAUUUAGUGUGAUAACCAAACGAAUUUCAUUUUUUUUUUGUAACCGAUUCCAAUUUUUAAGGGAAAUAAUAGUCACCGGUUACUCUCAACGAAUUUGUGGACAAAAUGAACUUACGACAAACUAUCUGGACAAUAAGAGAUUGGCCGACAAUAAAUUAGUUUUUUUUCAAAAAAAAAUCAGAUAUUACGGACUCACGAUUUUUCGUUACGGUGGCCGUUCUCCGUUACGCAGUCCCGACCACGUCCCGGAGACUCAGGAUUUAUUAUUAGGACGGGCGAUUCGAAAUGUAGGCGAUUUUCGGUAUUGAUAUAUUUUCGAUGUUAAAAUUAUAAGUGAGGUCGUCGUCGAAUCACGGAUCAGUGGCGUAUUUAGGAUCUGUCCAUGGAUAGAAAUAUUGAAUCCGGAAAUUUUGUCAUAUCGUAUACUUAACGUAUGGUGUAGCCAGACUAAAAAAAAUAUCUAUUUUUAAUCCAUAUAUUAUUGUAAUCAUGAAAUUAUACGACUAGGUAACACAGUAAUUAUUCACUUUAUUCGCUAUUUAGGAACUAAACUAACCUAAUAGGUACGUAUACUAUAUAGUGGUCCGGAUAGGUUUCGUUUUAAUGAACACGUUCCGUUUUUUUUUUUUACCUAUUAGGUAUAUUAACUAAAGAUACCGAUUCAUAAAUUAUCUCUUUACCGGACUAAAAAGUAAAAAAAAUUAGAAUUUAAAUUAUAAAAAAAUCAUUUAAAUAAUAGACACUAAAAAGUUCAAGGGAGGAGACAAAUCUAUCUAAUCUAAUGGAUAGGACCAUACUAAUCUCAAAAGAGGCUUGGUCUCCGGAAUGAUGUGAAGUGAAGCCAAUUGUUCAAAAUUCUACAAUUAAUUUGAUAAUUAUUAUAAAACCAAUAUUGUCAUACAUCCGCUCCCACUAUACCUUACUAUACCACCUAACUUACGCUUUCCUAAAAUCAUAGAAUUUGUUUUGUGCUAAAAUCAUAGUAUUUACAUUGUCAACGAAAUUAUUUGAAAUAACUGAAUAACUAUACUGUAAAAUUUGAAUUUUAAAAAAAUGAAACUCAAAAAUUUUUGUCAUGAAAAGAAAAAAAAGCGCAUGAAUUUCUUAUCGUUCAAGAACCAAAAAUUUUAAUCCAUAUCCAGCUAUUCAUUACUUUAUUAUCUGUGGGUCACAUAGAUUAGAUUAAAUUAGUAUUUAAUUAAAUAUUUUAUUUUUAUAAUGUGUUUUUACAUCUGAAUAACGUUCUUACAAAAAAAAAACGUAAUUACAAUAAUACGAAUAAUAUUCACAAUUAAUAUUUUAGACUCUGAGUGGAGCGAAGAAGCUUAUAGUUUUAUAAAGGUGUUUACUUUUUUUUUUUUUUAUUUUUUUUUUUUUAUCUGUGCGUAACUUUUCUACCAGAAGACUGGCUCGGAUUUUUAUAUGUAGCACCUUUUUUGAAAUAUAAUCGAUGUGAGGAGGUACUUUAAGAAGAUCAUUUUUUGAUUUUCCUAAGAAUUUUUCCAAAAAAUGUGAAUAACCGGGAUAAAACAUGGGAAAAACGUAGGAAAUCUAGAAAAAUUGGUACAACAUAAAACAAAUAUUAUUAAAGAAAAUAUAUAAAGUCUAUUUAAUUAUUUUACUGUAAAUGACAUAUAUGUUGUUGACAAAGCAUCACUAUCAACUGAACUUCGCUCAGAAUCGUUUUUUUCGUAAGCAAUGGUUUAAUUUUGCUUACAAAUAUACAUUAAAUUAUCUAUAGCAGUAGCUGCAUCCGUCCCCAUUAUCCUAGGGCAUCUUUUUAUACUAGUAUUUUACUUUUAUUUUUAAACUAAGAUAUCGAGAAUUGAAUACUGGUAUAUUGGUAUAGACCAUAGAGUAUCGAGUAUCAAAUUCUAAAUGUUUGGUAUCGCCUAUUUUGUUAUAUAAUUGAUUCCUUAUUAAAACGCUACGAAUAACAUGACCCUACAUGUAUUAAAUUUCAAUUACUGUAGCGUGAGGCUCACACUUAAAUUUCGAAUUGAUUUCUGGUUUCUUUUGGUUACUGUAUAUGGCGACAAAAAUCAUUGACGUCUUUUUACUCGUUUAUUUCUCCGUUUUCUUGUUAUUUAUACUUGAUUCAAGUACCUAUCACGGAGUAUCGAAUAUCAUAAACGCGGUUAAGAAAUUUAAGUAAUUUAUUAAAGUACGCGUGAUACUUUCUUCACGUUUUCUUUUUAAUAGCGUCCGCCCGUUAUAUUGAAGCUAAUUAAACUAGAUAUUUUUUUUAUUUUUAACUAGCUUAAAAUACGCUAGCAUAUGCUAGUUAAUAUAUCUAGAAAGAGAUAUUUAAAAUUUAAAAGUGCAAUAGUCAUUCUAAGUCCUUAAUCUCUACGCGUGUAAACACAUUUUGUUCGGUGUUCAAUAUUAUAUUUAUAUACGAAAUAGGUGUUUGGGUACAUAUUUAAGAUAAAUUAACAAAUUCUUACCCUAUAUUAAUAUCAUGGCUGGAAAUAAAAUUAUUAUAAAAACCGCUUUUUGUUGUCGAACACAUUUCAAAUGUACAAUUUUAAAUUGUUAUUGUUUAUUGUUUAUUUUUUUUUUUUAUUUAUUAUUAUAUUUAAUGAUAAAAAUAAUAAUAAUAUUUAUUAUUAUUAUACAAAUAACAAUAAUAACUAUACCUAAUAAUAAAAUACGAUGGAUGAUACUAUGACAGACGAUUAAAGAUGACGAGCAAGAUGUCUUGUCUUUAAAAACGUAUAUGAUGACGAUUUAUAAAAAAUAAAAUGAUCGGACUCAGUAUCGACAGUAUUUACAAUAAAUUAUUACUUGUUUAUUCUAUUUUGAAUUUUCAAAAAACCAAGCUCUGAAAAUUAACACAUAAUCACUAACGCAAUUUGGUGAGCAGGUAAAUUAUGUAUCUUCCCUUAGAACCGUAAUUUGAACAUCUACGAUGUACGAAACGCUGAAAAUAUUAAAAAAACCAUAAAGACAAGCAAAUCACCUAUAAAUUCUCUGUCAAAAUUUAAGUUUCUUUUUUGCACUCGGCAACUAUCCACCUUUAGUGCGAUUAAUGUUUCAGGUUUAUAACGAUCGUAAAAUCAUACUGCUAACAUUUUUUUUUUCUUAUUACUUAUUAGCAUUAUAAACUAUCUAUAUAGGUCUCAAAAACUUAGGACAUAUUAUAUUCAUUAAAGUAGAUAUAUUAUAUUAUAACACCUAUAUAAUAUUAAAAAGAGUACCUACAAUAUUAUGGGAGAAAAAAUAUAUUUAAUCAUAUUUAAUGUAUUGAAACUAGAGGUUCUCAAACUUUUAUUUUCGUCUGUUACUCAUGUAAUCAUGUAUACUAUGGAUCAGUCACUAAAAAUACGGUCAUGCGGUACACUGUACAUUAUGGUCCACCCAUUGACAUUAAAUUUCGGACAAAAAUUCUCAUUCCAAAUAACUAAACUUAAUAAGGUUAGAUUUAUCAGAUGACAUAUUUUUCAUAUUUAUUGACUAAGUAUAAAUUGUUAUUAAUUUCAUCAAAUUAAAUGUAUGUCCUUAAUCGUUAAUAUGUUAAUAUGUUAUAGUAAGUAAAAGCUAAUAAUAAUAUACAGUAAUUUGAAAAACACGACGAGAAAAAAAUAUAUCAAGAUUUUGUUAUCAAUAUAUUAUAUUUUGUUUUUUCAAUAAUUGUGAUAGCGUUAUCAAUUAUUAAACACUAUUACGUACAAUUCCGUAAAUUUACCAUAGAUUAAAUAUAAUAUACUAAACCUGUAUUAUAAUAUUGUUCGCUAAUAUUACUAUAUAAUAUAAUCAAUAGUUUUACGCGUAAGUUAUAACUUUGUAUUAUAAUUCAAUUAUUAUAGCAUACGUUCUGUCCCAAAACACCGAAGAGAUAAUAUUUAGUAGCCAUACAAAAUAAUCAGAAAUUAUAUUGGAGUCGGUGAGCUGCGCGAAUCGACGAUUACGAAUUAAUUGAUACAUUUCUCGGGGAUCGGGAUAACAAUAAUAACAAUGUACAAAAAUAAUAAUAAUAAUAAUUUGCAUUUUACUGUAUUUCAGUAUUCAAACAAAAUGUAAAACAAUAUUUUACAUAUUUUAUUUAAAAAUAAUAUGACGUAUUUAAUAAUUGUCCGUACUACCACCACGUGGCGUACCACAGUUUGAGAACUGCCGAUAUAGAACUUUAGACGAUUAUUAUAUCACAAGAAAAUAUUUUGCCGUACUACAUAUCCGUACCAUAUUACCAUUAAAAUUAUAACACAAACAUCUCACAUUACGUAAGAUAAUGUUAAGGUGUCUUACAUAGCACGAUUUUUUUUAAAGAUUAUUAUUGUAUUUACGAGUACAUUAGUCCAGUGUAAUAAAUUUAAAUGAAUAAUUUUAAAUACUAUUUUUAUAUAUAUUUUAACUAUAUUUAUAUAUUUUUUUUAUUUUCAGUCGAAAUUAAACUGCGAAGUACUCCACGAACCUUUAGGAUACGAAGUACGAUGGGCCAUAGCAGGUGAUAGCAUUGUAGUUCAAUUGGUGGCUAAGUUAGGUAAGAAAUAUGUUUUUUUUUUUUUUAAAUAACUAAUAUUUGUAAAUAUUACACAAAUAUAAAAUAUAGUUAGGUUUCAAAUAUUACUUACAAAAACGCGCAUUUAAUUUACAAUAUUUUAUAAUAUUAAAUUACGUUAGCAAAUAAGCAAUUCAACGAAAAUAUGAUGGAUAAUAUUAUUUCAACAAUAUCCAAUUCAAACCAUCAUAUCUAUGAAGUUAUUAUUAUAACUUAUAGUUAACAUAAAAUUGAACAAAACUAUUUUAAGUAAAUUGUUUUCUUAGGGGUUUUCUUUUUAUGGUUGUUAUAUUAUUAUAGAUACCUACAUUGAACAAAAUUAAAUUUUAAGAUAUUUUUAUUUAUGACUUGCAUAUUUUUAAAAUAUUGUUUAUCAAAUUCUUUGUGAAUAAAUGAUUUAUUAUAUUCUUUGUAAAGAAAAUAUGAUGCUGGGAUAAAAAAGCAUUUAAAAAGAUAUUAAUCUGUUCCAAACGAAUUCCAAAAAAAUUAUGAUUUAACAAAUAGGUAAUUAUUUUUAAAAGAAAAAAAACAAAUUAACAAACAGAAAUUACUACAGAAAUACAUCAAAUUUAAUAGACCAUUUUUACUGUUGUAAUAAUAAUAACCUAACGUUUUCAAUUUUAAUUGUUCAAAACUAUGUAAACUAUAAUCAUUUUUGAUUUUUGUACAGGCACUGAGAAAGAUUUUCAAGGUUUAAACUAUAUUAUAACAAUUUUGAUCACGGUUUUGAACGCUAAAUUUAUAUCGUUUAUCUAAUAUUACCUUGCACAAUCUUGACACAUCACGAAUUGUUAUUGCAAUUAUGUCUCAUCCACCCUCUCCCUCCGAAGGCAGCACGAGUGGGCAUUUUUACUUGUUUAUAUUCAAAAUUCACACAACGUUUGAACACUCGGUUCGCUAAAUAGAUACCAUGUUACCAAUACCAUGUUUGGGCAUUAAAAUGGAAAAAAAGCAUAAAAUAAUAAUAAUUAUAAUAUGAAAUACAAAUUUAUAUGAUAAUAAAUAAUAGAAUAUUAGAAUAAAAAAAUAAAUCAUUUUAACCAUCAUAGACCGUUCAUGGAGUUCAUUGUUAAAAUAUAAUUAAUGCGUUUUUUUAAAGUUUCUUAAGACGCGCACUCCGCACUGUGUAACACUCGACAAGACUGAUUACAGUGUAAGAUAAAUGAAAAACUUAAAAAUUAAUUACUGGAAAUUACUGAAGAAUUUUCGAUAUUUUCAACUGUGAUAUAGCACUUUAUCGCAAUCCUCUGGGAGAAAUUUUAUUAUCGUAGCAAGUCCCGUCUCACAGCCCUAAUAUAAUAAUGCGUAUAUGCGUUUAUUAUUAAAGUGCACUUUAAUAAAAGUGCACUUGAGCAAAAGGUAUACGUAUAUAAUAGAAAUAUAUUUAUUACCAAUAUAGGGAAUACCUUUCUUUACUAUAAUGCCUAAACGUGUUAUAACAUCAGAAUAAAAUAGUGUCCAAACGUAUUACGAUUUUGUGCACCAAUAACGUGUCACAAUUCGGGGGAAAAUGUCCAAAUGUGUUGUAGCCGAUUCUCACGUACCUAUAAUACACUUGUCGUAUUGUUUUUCCAUUCAUUAGGUAACAAUAUUAUGUAAAAUUAAUUCAACAGAAGAGAUGUGCACAUACAUAUUUUAGUUAUUUUUAGUAGGUAAAUACGAUAAUCAACCGUCACUUAUUUAUUGUACAUUUAUAUUUUAAAUGAAUUUCGAACUUACAAAUAAUAAUUAUUUGUUUUGACGUAAAUUUAUCACAUUUAUAGAUAACUAUCUGUGAUUUUAUGUUAUUAAAAAAAAAUUAAUAAUUUACUUUCUCAAGAUAAAAUGUUUACAAAAUGUGUAGUAUUUAUUAGUAUUGAUAUAUUGUCUUCUCGUGUUACCGAUAUGUAUAAUAUACCUAUUACCUAUAUAUAUAUAUAUAUAUAAAAUAAAUGUGUAACAUAAGGUAGAUAUCGUACAAAUCAUGUAACAACGUAAAUUAUAAUUACUUAUUUCUAAUUUAUUAGUUCAUAGUUAUAUUAGUUGUAGUAAUAUAAAUAUUAAUUCAGAAAUGAAAAUAAUUAUUUUCGAACUAUAUUCAGAGCAACCAGAAAUGUAAGUGCUAAGGGAAAAAAUAUCAUCAGCAAUAUUUGUUUUACCUUAUAUCCUAUAUAAAGUAGUAAAGUAAACGGGACUGUCAUGUUUUUGUAUACAUUUAUAUAAAUAUCUCUUUUUCUUCCCGACUGAUAAUAUUACUAUCCAAUAUUACAUCAUCUGAAACUCAUCUGGGUUUCUUUUAUUCAAUUCUAACGCAUUUCAAAAAUCGUUUCGAUUUUCAGAAGCUAACCAGUAUAUGUCUUUUGGUAUAUCUGGUUCGCCUACUUCAAAUCGUAUGAUCGGAGGUGAUGUAGUUGUAGCUGGGGUGGACCAAACCACAAUCAGUGGCUUUGCUCAAGAUUACUAUUUGCUGGAUAAAUCACAAUGUAUUAUACAACAAGACAGUGGACAAGUCAGCGGCAGUUGCCCCGAUUCCAAUAUCCAGGUACCAACACAAAUAAUAUAUAAGUACUUUUUAAUAGUACACAAUGUAUAUAAUUUAAAUAAUAAAAAUCAUAUUGUAAUCAUAAUCGUCUUGUCAAGUAUCAUUAAUUGAUACAAUUAUUAGAAUUUAUAAAUACAAUGAGAUAAUUAUACUUUUUGACAUUAAGAACUAAAAAUACUUAUUAAUGCUUUCUAGGGCCCAGCCGGUGAAAGUGUUCGUUUAUUAAACGCUGCCAUAGUUAAUGGAUAUUCGAUAGUCACGUAUCAGAGGCCGUUAAAAUCGAAAGAUAAUCUUGACUUACCCAUAUUAGUCAACAACAGCCAGCCAAUAAUUUGGGCAAUCGGUCCUUUGAAUGACAAACACGAAGUUUCAUACCAUCCGGUGUUCUCGAAAGGUAUUUAAAUUAAUUUUAGGAUAUACCUACCGGUACGGUACCUACUUAAUGAACUUUAAAAUAUUUUAUGAAUAUUUAAAUAUACAAUGUAUAUGAGUACCAAUUGACCAAAUCAUAAUCAUAAUAUACUGAUAUACCAUAUUUUCAACAAAGUUAUGUACCUAUUUAUAACUAUUGUUAAUUUUAAAUAAAAGAUACUAUCAGGCUGAUAAAAACAAUCAUAGAAUACUAUUAUUUUAACAAUAAACUACUAUUCCGUAUAUAAUUUGAACAAUUUUAAAUUAAAAUUAUUUUUACCUACUAAAUACAACUUUAACUCUUUAUAAUAUUAACAGUUUUAUAACUUUUUACAAUUUUCAAAAACUUCUUUGGUUAUAUGUGUACAAAAUUUAUUUGGUUCAUAUAAAUACUAAACAAUUCUAAACGAGGUUCAUCACAAGUUGUACUAAGUGGUAAAGCAAAAUGUUUAUUUUUAUAUGAAUUUAAGUUUAAAUUUGUAUAAUAUUUGUCGUAAAAAAUAAAAACACGAAUUGUAAUUUAUUUUGUAGUUUUAAAUUAAUAAAAUUCGACCGAACCGAAACAGCUGUAAUCUCUCGAACAGUGAUAAUACUAUGGUAGGCCGAAUCUUACACAGUCUACCUCACCGAUUACACAUUAAUUACAAUUAUUAGUUAUUACUCAACCAAUUUCAAAUAAUUGUAAUUGUACUACAAAAAUAUGUAUUUUGCAAAUAACCUAAUAAAAGACAUCUUAAGGACGGGUGUAGCCACUGUUAUAGGUAAAUUAAUGUGUGUAUUUUAUCAACGAUUAAUCAUUGUUAACGAAAAAAUGAUUUUGAGCUUUGUCAACAAUAUAUAUAUAUAUAUAUACAUAUAUAUAUUAUAAUAUGGUAAAAUAAUUAAAUAGGCAUUAUAUAUUAUCUUUAAUAAUAUUUGUUAAAUGUAUGUUUUUCCUACGUUUUUCUCGAUUUUCCCAUAUUUUUUUCUGGCUUUUCGCUUUUGUUGGGAAAACUCUUUAGAAAAUCGAAAAAUAGCCUCUGUAAAAUACUUCCCCCGUCAAAUCUCCUUUAAGAAACAUUGCUCUCACUAUAAAUUGGAGCAAAAUUGCUAAUAGAAAAGUUGUCCACAGGAAAAAAAUAAUCUUUGUAAAACCAUAAGCUUCUUGGCUCCAUUUAGAUUCUAAAAGACUUAAUAUUCAAUGUAAUUUAUACUCGUAAUUUGGAUGGAUUAUAUUAUUAGGUGCCUACUAUAUAUAUAAAUAUUAUUUAAUAUAUAUCCCUCUCCCAUUGGAAAAUCAUGGGUACGUCACUGUAAUUUAUUAUUAAACAUGUUUAAGUUCAAUUUAUCACAUUUAUUUUUUUAAUUUUAUAUUGAGUAUUUGUAUUUUUAGUUAAAAAACACAAUAAUCCGAAAUAAAUACAUUUUUACGCUGAUGCAGCCAGUGUUAUGCCCUAUACCAUUAUUUGUUAUAUAUAUAAAAUUACUGUGUAGCUUAUUUUAUAUUUUAUGAUUCUGCAUUAUUAUUAUUAUCUACCUAUAUCAUAUUUUUUUUUCUUUGUUGUCCAUAUUGUAAAAUUUAAUUUAUAUUGGAAAAGUGUUAACGUGGUAGGCACUACCUAUAAUGAAGACCUUGAUUUACGCAUGUGCACGUGGUGCACAAACACAGGGCCCCCAGAUUCCGAGAGCCCCUUUCCACUGUAUAAAAAAAAUAGUACACUUUUAUAUUUUAUAGUAUAGAUACUUUAUAUUUUUGGUAGGUAUACGAUUGAUAAGUAUUUAAUAAGUAAGUAAUUAUUUUGUCCCUAUCAGAAUAUUAACAUUUUUUUAAUUUAAUUAUAUUUUUCAUUUAUUAUGUAUUUAUUAUAUUUUGCACUUAAACGUAUGAAACUCGAUAGGUUUUUCUUUAGUUAAAAGAGAAUUGAAUAAAUUCUUUAUCGUUGCCAGCAAUCAAUAGUUUGAAAACAUUAUUGCUGAAUUCGCAAAAAAAAUUACAACAAAAAAAUGCUUAUAGAAAUUAACUUUUAAAAAAAAGUUUGUGAUUUACUGAUACAAAAUUGAUAUAAUUUAAGGUAUUUAAUAUAUAAUAUACCUCUUAAAUUUAUAUUUUCUUUCUUUUUAAUUUUUACCGAUUUCUUUUUUAAUUCAAAUAGAGCCCCAAAGUAAGUAGUGCACAAGACUUCUAUUUUUUUAAAUCAGGCACUGCCUAUAAUUAUUUUUCAAUGCGUAGGUACCAAUACGAUAAUACGUAUAUUUAUACAAUAAUAAAGGUAUUUAUUUGAUAAUCUAUAAACUAUAACUUAUAAUUUUAAUUAUUAUGUAUUCAUAAUUGAAAUAUUUAAUUACAAGGACUACUAUUUGUUAUACUAAUUUAUAUAAUUUGUUUGACACAUGUGAUUUCAGAAACAAUAAAAAUUAAUUUUGGCCGUUUACCAGAAUGGAACUGUCCAAUACCAGACACUGAUGCUAAAGCAAUUGCUAUUCAUAAUGAAGUUACAACUGUACAAAGUGUACAAGAUAUUAUUACAACUACCCAAAGUUCAAUUAAAGAGGUUUAUAGACGAUUUUUUUUUUAAAUUUUAAACUUAUUAUUACGAAUUAAUUUGUCAGGUUACGCCCACUAAGAAAAUUCGUCCUCGUCCUGUUCCUAAACCCGCUCCAGUAGAGAAAAAUGUUGCAUGGGAGAUUCCCCCUAUUCAAUGCUACGAACCAGAUGAUGGAGUUUUCUACGCUCAAAUGGGUCCCACUGGAGGAAAACACGGAUAUUCUGCUAUUACAGGUAAAUUUUUAUUUAUUAAUUAUUACUUGUUAUCCAAAUAAUUAAUUGAAUGUAGGUACCUAAUAGGAAAUAUAUAUAUAUAUAUAUGGGUUUUAAACAAACUAAGAUUUAUUUAAUUUGUAUAGGACAUGUUGGAUGGGGAAUUUCUUGGUACAUAAACGGAUUACUCAUACCAGAAAUAAACGUUGUCCGAGGACAAACGUACACAUUUGUUGUGGAAGGAGGAUUAGAUCCAGAAAUACCAGCAAAAUACCAUCCAUUUUACAUUAGUAAUGAUCCUAUCGGUGGAUACGGUUACAAAACAGCUGAAGAAAAAGAGGUGAUAUUUUUAUCCAUACACAUUAUAAAAUUAUGUGUAAUGAUAUAUACAAUAUGGUAUAUAUCAUAAUUUUAAUAUUGAUCAACUAGUUAUAUCAUAAUAUAAUAUUAUACAACAUUAGUAUUAUCUAUAGUACAUUUUAUUAUAGUGGACACCACUUUAUUUUAUCAGUUUGUAAAUGAAUUUAGAUUUAAUACAAAAUAGUACGUAUAACAGUUAAAUAUUUCAAACAACAGCACUCAACACUUCCCCCUUUUUUUUCUCAUAAAACACUCCUCGGCUCAUUCGGCGGCCGGAUCCUGCCGUGGCGACUCGUCUUCCCGCGAGUGCGUGUUGUCCCGUCGUCUAACAUUCUGACAUCAUCAUUUUUAACUAAAUCAAGUGUUUAUUUUAUCAUUCCUACUACCUAUUCUCAUUAACAUAAUAAAUAAAUAUAAUCAUACCUGUGUUCAAAAUCAACAUUGUUGCUGAGGAUAUUCCGUUCAGGAUAGGUAAGAAUAUUAUUGUUACAUUUCAUAGUUUACAUUUUAUAUUAAUUGUCUUCUACCGUCGUAGGCUGUAAUAAGUAAUCUAAGUGGUUAUUGAGUGUACAUUCAAUUACUUUGUACCGCAUUAUUCACUUUAUUACAAAGUGGCGCCCAACGUGGGGCUCGAAUCCACGACCCCGAGAUUAAGAGUCUCGUGCUCUUCCGACCGAGAUAGUCGGGACGAUGUUAUUUUUAAACUCACAUAGUAUUGUAGACUGAUAUUAUUACAAAAAACAAUAAAGUGCCUUCCCCAUAUAUAUUCUCGAAAAUACGUAAUGCCAAAACAUAGUCCUAAUAGUUCUGAUGUUGUUGAUAAGUAGGUUUUUUCGUUGUUUAAUAAUUUCCUAGAAGCAUACCCAAUUGGAUUUAGUAUAUUUUUGUCAUCGUAUUGUUCAAGGCAAGCGCCUACUUCUAAUAAUGAAACGUCUACAGUUAGGUAAACUUCCCUUUCGUCAUUAAAAUGGUUUAAUACUGGUUUAGAAAUUAAAAUGUGUUUUAGCUGAUUAAAAGGUUGUUCAUGUUCAUCGUUCCAUAUAAUUUUUUUAGUGCCCCCCUAAGUCAUUUCAGUGAGUGGGUGAGCUAUUUUCGCAAAAUCUUUUACGUGUUUUCUGUAGUAUGAACACAUACCUAUAAAUGACCUAACACCUUUCUAAGUUUUCGGUUGUUUAAAUUCAGUAAUUGCUUUUGUGUCAGUAUCAAUGGGUUUUGUACCGUCUCGAGAUAUUACGUGACCAAGUAAUUGUAUUUUGUUGUUGAAAAAAUGGCAUUUAGAUGUUUUUAGAGAAAAGUUUAAUAAAUCAAUUAUUUUAAACGCUUUUUCCAAAUUUACAAGUGCUUCUUUUCCGUAAGAGGCGAUAUCGUCAAUGUAAAUAACUAUAGAUUUGUAUAAUAGUGCAGACAAAGCUUCAUUUAAAGUUCUUUGAAAAAUAGCACUACUAUUUUUGAAACCUUGAGGUAAUCUGGUAAAGGUCAUUAGCCCAUGAACUGAUGUAAAAGCUAACUUAUGUUAGUCUUCCUCUUUAACAGGAAGUUGGAUAAAACCACUAUUUAGAUGUAAAGAGUUAAAAUAUGUAGCUCCCUCUAAAGCUCUUAGUAGGUCAGAGGUUCUAGGUAUGGGAUAUUGGUCUGUCUCAACUCUUUCGUUCAGUUCUUUGUAGGAUACUACUAAUCAUUAUGAACCCUUUUCCUUUUUCUUGACUAAAAAGACUGGCGCUGCAAAUUUAGAUAUUAUUGGACGAAUAAUGUCGGCUUUAUUUAAUUUAUCUAAUUGUAUUUUGAGCUCGUCUCUUUGUCGUGGAGAUACUCUUUGGAGGGCAUAAAAUGUUGGGUCUCUGCAGUUUGGUUUCAUUUUUAUCUCGCAUGGUUUUCAAAUUUUUGAUUUUAUAUUAGAUGCGUCUGAUAUAAAUAAAUGUAAGUAUUUUUUUAAUAAUUGUAUUGCCUGUUUGUGCUGUGAUAGAUUUAGUUCAUGGAAUAUGUUAAUUGGAGUGUUUUCAUUGACAUAUAGUAUUUCUUUGUUGUUUAUUAGGUUAGAGUUAGUGAUGAUCGACUUAUAAUUGUUAUGCGCCUUUUUAAUUUGAAUCUGUUCAAUGUUUUUUAAUUCGUAAUCUAUAAUAUUAGAUUUGCUUACAAGCUUGUAUUGGUGUUUUAUUUUUGUAAUUAUUUCUUCUAAUGGUGUAAUAUCGUUUAUUUCAAUAUAAUUGUUUAGUAUUUUGAAUGAUGGCUUUGUAGAUUUAGUACCGGGAAUACAAUGAGUAUUAUUGUCUGUAUUGUAGAGAAUAAUCGGAGGUUUAUUUUUAUUUUUAUCGCGAUAGAUUAUAGCCGUUUUAGUUUUUUCGUCAAAUAUAUAAGUGUCAUGAUUAUAAUAAUCGGCAAUGGAAGUCAAUUCUUCAUCGGACCACCAAUGACCAGGGAGGUCUGAUUACUGUAAUAAUUCUAAAAGAAGGCCUAUAGAAGUUAUCUUUUUUUCUUUAUUAUCGUUUAAAGCGUUGCAUAGGGCAUAGAGAUCACAAUUGCCGUCCCCAUGAACAUUCUCACCGGGUUUGUAACUACUAAAGAUUAGAUUUAUUUCAUUAUCUUCACUAUUGUCGGUGUUAUACUUAUUAUAAGGAAUUGCUUCUAAUUUAUUGUCGUUUUUAUUGUUGAUUUGUGUGUUGACAUUAUAGUAAUUAUGCCGUAAUUUAUUAUUAUAUACGUGAUUGUCGUCAAUGUUAUUGACUUUCAUAAUUAGUUAGUCAAAGUAAUAAUGGUCACGUAUUAAAUAGAUAAUUUUUUUGUGCUCUCGUGUUUUUUAAUUAUUUGUUAUAUCAGUUAAUUUUUUAUGGCAAAUGAGUAAUUCUAUAUUAUAAUUUUUAAAUUCAGAAUAUAUUAUUUGUUUUAUAUUGAACCAAUUUCGUUUAUCUAGUCCAGUUGCUAUUGUGGGGAUAGCUUAUAGUCUUGUAAUUUAAUCAUGGUUUUAUAUAGACUUCCCAGUGCAAUUUUUAUAUUUGUAUUUGUCGGUUUAUGAAAAUAUUUUUGUUUUGUUAUUACGUAAUAAAUUGUCCGAUUCCCUAUAUUAAUGAGAAUAGCUUCACCUAUUCUUGGUUAUAGUUUCGAUAAUUGGGGAAAUGCGUCCCCAAAUUCGUUUUUUAUAUGUGCCGCUAAUCCUUUACUCAUUUUUAAAUCCGCUGAGAUGCAAUGGGCUAUAGAGUGUGAUGGAUCUACUGCAAACAAAUCUAAAACCUCCUCUUUGAUUCCAUUCAUAUGAUGAUUUUUUGUGUAACUGCUGUAUGUUUUUAUAGACAGUAAGUUGUUUAGUACUAAUGUUUUUUUUCAAAAUUUAUUUGCGCCUUUUGUUUGAAAAGAAAAUCGUUACCUAUGAUCAAUGCACAAGAUUUUUGACUACAUAAGUUAAUAUUUUGAAUGUUUGGGAAUUGAUGGUAACAUUUACUAUAGUUGAGCCAAGUACAAUUAGAGGUUCAUUAUUUGCCCCUGUUAAUAUUAUUGGUGUCUUUUCUAUGUGUUUAAUAGGGACAAGUGUGUGUCUAAUGCAACAAAUGUUAACACCAGUAUCAAUGGUUAAUAAUAUUUUUGUGUUAUCUAAGUACGCGUAGAUGUGUAGUGAUUCUAUUAAUAUAUUUAUUAUAUGACUUAUUAUGCUAUUAUCUAUUUUUCUAUUUGUUUUAGACAGCAAAGAAGGGGAACGGCUUUUGUCAAUGCGGCCGUUUAACCUAGUUAUUCGUUUUUUGAUUGGUUAAAAUAUUGUCUACAUUCACAAGCAAUGUGUCCUAUUCUAAUACAUAAUUGAUAUAUAGGUGGAGUUUCAGGGAAACGACAAGUUUAUAUUGUAUGAUUAUAUAGUUUACAGUUGUUGCAUUGAAUACUUGGUGUUUAAAGUUUAAAAUUAUUUUGUUUAAAUAGUUUAUGUUAUGGAAGAGAAUUGUGCCGUGUAUGGUUAUUAUUAUUUCUAAAAUAUUGAGUGUUUUUAGGUUAUAGAGUGCUCUGUGAUUUUAACUGUUCGCUUAGAAUAUUAAAUUUAUCAUUAAAUUGGUUAGUAAUUUUAUUAAUAUUUUCGGUCAUAGUAGAAUUUUCUAAAUUUUUCGUUAGUCGUUCAUUAUUUUCUUUUAAUGUUUUAAUUGUUUCGUUCAUUUUGUAAAUUUGUAGAGAUUUAUAACUGAGUCAGCAAAGAUCACCAGAUUGAUUAGUUAGACCACCAGCCAUGACUUCAACUUUUUCGUAUUUCGAAUAUUACCCUUGAGUUUUUCUACAGUAUUAUUGUCCAUGAGACCUAUGUACCUAAUGAUGUGUGGUUUAAUGCUCUUCGUAAUAUUACGUAUUAUUUCCUGUUGGGCCAUUAAGGGAUCAACGUGCCAGUUAUAUACGCCAUAGGGUUUUCGUCAUCAAAUUGUUUCCGUUUUUCUAAUAGGGAACGAAGAAUAUUAAUUUGGGCGGAUGGUUCAAAUUGAAUGCUAAAAUAGUUUUCUAGAUCUGACCAAUUAUUUUUAAUAUUAUUAGAAUUUUGUAUAUUUUCAUGCGUUUUUAAUGCAGUGCCCUCUAGAAAACCCGGAAAGUAUCAGGUUUUGUCUUCGUCAGACCAGUCAUUCAUUGACGCACACAUGUUGUAUUUGUUUAUAAAAGAGUCGAAAUUCUCUGAAAUUAGUCCAGAAAAUGUUACGGGUUUAAAAUAUGGCUUUUUAUUGGCCAUCAUUGUAAUUUUUUCCUGCUGGUUUGUUUGGUUAGAAUUAGGUGUUUUGCGAUUUAAAAAGUCAGUAGGUAUAGAUUGGAUAGUAAGAUAUUGUAAUAAUCUAGUUUUUAAUUCGGGUAACGUUCCUACAGUAAUCAAACGUCUUUUGGUUAAUUCUGUUUUUAUCUGAUCUUGUUCUAAUUAAGAGAAGUAAUCUGCUACAUUCGUAAAAAAUAGAAUGUUUUGAUCCAUUUUUAUAAAUAGGUACCAAGAAAAAAUUGAAUUGAACGAAAGAAAAAAAUUGUUAUUAUUUAUUUAUUUAUUUUAAAUUAGAUAGAUUGUUUAGUAGUUAAUUAAGAAUGUGUGAGUUAAUAUUAUUUAUUAUUUUUAAAUAAUUUGAGGUGGGGUAUGAGCUUUUAGCUGGGCGCCACUUUGUAAUAAAGUGAAUAAUGCGGUACAAAGUAAUUGAAUGUACACUCAAUAACCACUUAGAUUACCUAUUACAGCCUACGACGGUAGAAGACAAUUAAUAUAAAAUGUAAACUAUGAAAUGUAAUAAUAAUAUUCUUACCCAUCCUGAACGGAAUAUCCUCAACAACAAUGUUGAUUUUGCGCACUGGUAUGAUUAUAUAUAUUUAUUAUGUUAAUGAGAAUAGGUAGUAGGAAUGAUAAAAUAAACAAUUGAUUUAGUUAAAAAUGAUGAUGUCAGAAUGUUAGACGACGGGACAACACGCACUCGCAGGAAGACGAGUCGCCACGGCAGGAUCCGGCCACCGAAUGAGCCGAGGAGUGUUUUAUGAGAAAAAAAAAGGGGAAGUAUUNUAUACGUACUAUUUUGUAUUAAAUCUAAAUUCAUUUACAAACUGAUAAAAUAAAGUGGUGUCCACUAUAAUAAAAUGUACUAUAGAUAAUACUAAUGUUAUAUAAUAUCAUAUUGUGAUAUAACUAGUUGACCAAUAUUAAAAUUAUGAUGUGAUAAAAAUUAUGAUUACCAUAUUGUAUAUACAUCAUUACAUUUGUAUUUAAGAUAUUUUUGCUAUAUUUAAACGUAUGUUUAUUAUUCAAUAACAUCCUUAUCGAAAUUGACUAAUUUAUUACGCAGAACAUCCAAAUAUAUGCUGGAGUUAGUGUUAGCAAAUUGGGAGACAUAAUCCCAACAGGUAUUGGCCGUUUAUGUAAUUGGACUCCAGAUCCACAACAACCUUCUGCAGAUGAAUUUGUAUCCUUUGGUGCAUACCAAAGAACUUUAAGUCUAGCUUGUGAUAACGGAGACCCUGGAAUAGUACAGUGGACUCCAGAUGCAGAUACGCCAGACACAGUAUAUUACCAGGUGGGUAACUAAUAAUUAAUAUUAAUAAAAUGUUAAUUUAUUAUUAAACACGUGUUUUUCUCUAAAUUAUAAAGGAAGUAAAUUUAGUAUAAAAUAUUUUACACAAAGAGUAUGCAUUAUUAUUUCACUAAAUACUAAAAUAUUUCUUAAAAUACUAGAGUUUCUAUAUCUAUUAAAUUCCAAUAACAAUAACUAAAAAACAUAGAUAUGUUUAUUUUUCAAAUAUACGUAAAAAUUGUAUUUCUUAACACGGUUAUAAAAGGAUUUAUAGUUUAAAAAAAAGUUAAAUAAUAUCGUUUCUAAUUUGAGUGAUACAUAAAUAUUUUGUAUUGCUAUAUAUAUAUAUAUAUAUAUGUUUUUUUUUUUAGUGUUUCACACACCGUCACUUGGGUUGGAAAAUUAACGUAUUAGACUCGUGUGAUAAAGAACAACCAAUCGCUGAGCCGAAUACAUCUGCUUCCGAAGAUUUACAAUCAAGAGGCAGUAUUCAGUAUUCGACAAGAGUAAAGCCGGAUGUCGAAAACAAACAGUACUACAACAACGAUGAACACAAUAAAAAUUAUAUAAGCCAAAAUACAAAUCCAAAUGAGCAUUUUAAUAUGCCGUCAGUUCCUGUCGCUUUAGAAGAAAAUUUAAAAAACGAUUUUUACAAAUCUCCAGCCCACCACGAUCAAUUUGUUUAUAAUAACUACAGACUUCCACAGGUCGCACCGCAACAAAAUUUGACUCUAUACGCAUACCCGGCCUCUAAUUACACAUACGGUGGUAACGUUCCGUUUUACAUGCCAAAAGUUCACUACGGUAGUCCGCAACCAGUGAAGUCGUCCGUCUAUAAUUACGUGUUACCGUCGCACAACGUUAACAAUAAUAAUCAUAAUUACAGACCUAUACGGCAGCCGGUAGUUCAACAUUUCCAAGCGCAACCGAAUGUGCUCCCCGACCAUCAUCCCGUGCAAAUGGUUUUCAACCAUAAACAGCAUGCUCCUGUGAAACACGGUUACCGGGUGCCGGGUAAGCGAUUGCCGUCCAACGGGCCCAUGCCGAACGGCGCUCAUCACUCGGUAGUGUACAAGAAACCCGUUUACAAGCUUAACGGUCAGCCCAUUGUAAACCAAUACAACCCGGUGCCCCCGGUUUCCCAACCGCUGCAGCACUCCGACUAUCACGCGGGUAGUUUUCAACAGCAGCCCAGCACUUCGGUAUCAAAAUCCGUUUCGGUGACGUAUUCUUCAUCCAAACAACAAACACCUCAGCAAAUACAGCAAAUGGGCGGUUACGUUCUGCCGGCGGCGCAGAACAGACGGGAACCCACCGGACACCAUCACCAACAAUUCCAAGGUGGUUUCAACCCUAAUACCGUAGUAGUCGAGAGUGGUUUUCAGCCAAUCGUACCCAGCGGUGUUGGUAACAUUUUUCAAGACAGGUCUGAUCACGAAAGCGGCGGCACGGGUGAUUUUGACGAGACGGCAACGACGAUGAAGCAUCACGAGAAGAAAAUGAGCAAAAAACUGAUAUCUAGAAAACUCUCAGCCAAACACGCAGACGCUGUAAUAAAGGAGAAUGUCCACGAGCCACAAGAUAUGAUAGUCACCAGCACCGAAAAUGUUGAGCAGGGAAACCAAACGAUUAUUGUGGGCAACGUUGUAGAAAAAAACCAAACUGUCGAAAAAGAAAUUUAAUAACGAUAUAAGCAAUGUCUAUUUUACUAUUGUCUAUUUAUAUGCCAUCGUAUUUACCCUCUUGCAGGCGUUAUACUUAUAAAAUAAAUAUUGUUGUAAUAAUAAAUGAUUAUUAAUUAGGUAACUAGGUAUAUCGUAUAUAAUAGUUAAAUGUAUUUUGUUUACACUUUACAAACAUUUACCUACUUUUAAAUUUGUUUCACUUGAAUUGUUUGUGAAAACUAUUUGUUAUAAGUUUAUGUAUUUCAUUAUAAUAUAAUUUUUUUUUAUUUGGUUAAAAAUGACAAACCAUACAUUUACGAAAACAACACAUCAAUCAACUGUAUAAAUUAUCAUGC